Messenger RNA from Xyrichtys novacula (pearly razorfish), 51845 nucleotides. The record is from the annotation of a GenBank genome assembly. NCBI's taxonomy places the organism in Eukaryota, Metazoa, Chordata, Actinopteri, Labriformes, Labridae.
CACAGCGGAGCACGCUGCUCUUGCUUUGUGAGCGGAGGCAGCUGAAGACGGAUCGUCUGGGUUCAGUUUCAUCGUGGACAAAUGUCAUGCCUUUGAAGUGUUUUUGAUCCGUGGACAACAAAGAGACUUUCAGCCUGAGAGCAGCAACAGGUAACUCUGUCAUUUCUGCCUCAGUUGCACUUUAUCUACAUUGUUUACCACCUGCAUGACGAAAUAAACCUGUAUCUAAUGCACUACUCGACAAGUAAUGCCCAGCAUUUAUCACUUUCACCUCAUGUGGUUGUGUCAUUGUGUUGGACUCACUAUCAGCUAAACUAGCUCAUCAAUACUACAAGCACAGUUAGCUUACCGUCGGCGUGCAGGUGUGCUGCAGCGUCAGACAGGUGAGGGAGGUUCAAUUAUCCGCCAAAUGCUCUUCAACUACAGCACCAAUUGUACAGAUUUUUCUUCAGCUGCCUCACCCAUCAUUCAUACACACUUAAUUCCCCCCAAAUCAAUACAAAAAGCAGCCUUCAGUUAAGAAAAUCCACAUACUCUGAAGUGAGGAUCUUACCUUCUGUUUACCAUGUGCUGUCUGUCUGUCUGUCUCUUGGUUUGGAGAACCUUAAAUGAUCGAGUUUGCAUCAGUUUCUUCCAUACGUUUUAAAUGGAUCAAUAAUUAUCUAAACAAGACCACAUCUUCUGGAGCAGCCCUUCUUUUUCAUGCACACCUCACAUGUGGAGUCUAGCUGGGACUUUGACCUUUCUCUAUCUUGUUGUGGUAAGAACAUCAUAAAGUGCUGCUGCUGCAUGCAUACUUGUUGUGAAAUAUAUAAAGAGGCAAAUAAUGUGGUCAAGUUGAAGACUAUGACUUUGUAUUUAUAUAUUGUGUUUGUACAUGAUCAAACUAGGCUGCUGUCUCUCUCUUUUUGCCCUUAUAUUAAGAUCAUGACUUGUGUUUUAGCUGUGUUUUAAUCAUAUGCACCAUAAAUAUGUGUAUAUUCCUACACAUAACAUGUAUUUAAAAUGUUUUGUUGUUGAAACCGAGUAGUGCUGUCAAGAAUGAAGUAAGAAGAUCUAAAAUGUGAAGUAGUUAUUCUGGUCCAUCCUCAGUUUAUACGACUUACUUGUGUAUCUUUUCAUUAUGACAUUAUAGCUCUGCUGCAUCUUUCUGUGGAUGCAUGGAGGGUCAGCUGUUCUCUUAGUCCUUCCAUCAAGACAGAUCAUUUGUGAUUAACUUCUCCUGUGGAGAACAGCAUUGAGUCUAAGCCCAGGAAUACCACUGCGCUCUGAACACAUUGUUGUGUUACACCACAUCUGUAUUUCCCACCAUAUAAAUGUUAUUUUUCACUAUACCCUGGACAAGUACCUUAUGAGGUUACAACAGCUGGGAAAUACACAUAAUACCUAAUUUUUCUGCAGUUUGUUAAACCCCAAAUGUGAUUCUAAGACAUGACCGGUGCAGAUAUAACUGAUACUACUGCUAAAUCAGGAUUCAUACAGGUUAAGCAUCAAUAUCAUCCAGACUGUGAGGCCAUGGAUGCCCAUAAAAUGUAUCUUAGCGUAAGACUCCAGUAUCUUUCACUAUCUUUGCUGUCUGUUUUUGACUUCGAAAUGGAAAUGUAGGCCUUUCAACAAACCAGUUUUCAUCUUCACUGUAAUAAAGAAAUUUGUAUUUAAGAUCUAUACAUUAACAGUUUACACAACUGUAAAAUGCAUGACCUUUAUUUUAACACAGGAAAUGUUUGUCAUGCUUCUCUUCUCUUCUCUUGUUUAAGAAAUGGCGCUAAAUUGACCAUCUCAACCCAGACGUAUCCCUCCACAAGCAAGUGAGGAAUGACCUUCUGAUGACCUUUACCUAAAAGCAAGUAAGGCCACUUCCUCUGACUUAUUAUAUCCCUGUGAUUGACUUAAAAUAAGUCUCAAUUGGCAAAGUGAGAGCUUACUGUUAUAAUUAUUAACCCGCUGACUCUAGUUAUUCCUCUGAAAAACAGGCUCUUGACCCAGCAAUCUGCUUUUAUGACUGCCCUUUUAAAUAGAGUGAUUUAAAUCAUGUGGGAAGUAGUACUGGAUGAAAAACUUAACACACUUUGGAUACAGUGACUGUUUUCAACCCAGACUAGUUUUGAUUUAAGAUACCUCAAAUGAAUUAAACAAACGAGGUUGUAUCUUCUUCAAAUACUGGAUCAUUGUGCUUUUAUUCUUCAUUUACUUCUUUAUACAUAUUAAAAUAUCUUUGAUGGCAAAGUCAAUCCUAAUUGAGUAAUAUUGAGAAAUAUUGCCUCAAUAUUAAAUCAUGCCUCCUGAAGGCCUCCUGGGUGCAGCAGGGCUAAUUACUGAGGAUAUAUUUCUGCGGCUCAGUCUGCUGCACUGCUUCUGUCAUAAUCAAUGAGCCUUGUAACACUCAAUUAGAAACUAAUUGGAUUUGUGUGGGUUCGAGGUGGAAAAACAUGUACAUUUGAGUGGACAUGAAAGAACUGCUUAUCUGUGUCGACAGCUGUGAUGAAGUUGAAUUGAGUCAGCCAAUUGUAAAUUUCAGAAAAAUUCAGCCGGUGUUAGCAUAUUCCAGCAUAACACACACACACACACACACACGCACACACACACACACACACACACACCGAGCAGCUGCUGAUUUGGCUUCAUAAAAACAGAUUGGAUUCAUAUUAUUAUGUUGUUUAACAAUGCAGUUUGGCUCACGGCCCAUGCUAAAAUAUAACAGUUUUUUAAGUUCAAAUGUGCUGUUUACUUUUUACACACAAGCUGUGAUACCUAAAAACCCAACUAUAGACCUAUAGAUUCUUGUGUGUAUGUGAACAUGCUCAGUGCAAACUGUCGGAGUGAUACUGAUGUGCUGUGAACUUUUCUGGAUCUGUAUUGACAGGAGACUACUGUAGCUUUGUUUAUUAUUAAAACAUUAAUAAAAACAUUUGGUGUGUGGUGUGCGGUAAGAUUUUGGUUUCACUGAGACAGUUGGAGGCUGUCAAAACUUCAAGCCAGUUAGCCGAUCUUGCUUAUAUAUAAAGUCAAACGGACAACAGAUGUUUCCUUUUUCACAGAUCUUAAAGUCAUCGGCAUCAUCUGUCAGCUUUUCUUGAUCGUAGCUCAAACUUCGGUGUGCAGUCCUGUAUGUCACCCUGUGUUUGGUGGACCUGAGUAACAGAGUCGAGUGAGUCAGCACAUGAUUCUUAAACCAUAGAUGGGAUUUGGGCUUUAUAACCCAUAGUUACCCAACCCAAUAUGUUUUGAUAUGAAAUACACCUCUAUUACCCAUGCAAUGCACGUGGCUCAUACAUCACACUGUAUACAUUGUGCUGCUGUAUGUGUGCACACACUGUGAGUGCGUAUAGAUUCAUGUGGAUCCUGUGGAGUUAUUCUCUGCUUUGUAUUUUUCCUUCCUCUUGUUUUACACCUGCAGCUGGACAGGAUCCAGAAAAAAAUUCCCCAUGGGGAGGAUAAAGUACAGCUUAUCUAAAACAAGACGAAUGUAUGUGAAUCUAUCAAGACAGAAACAUACAUAAUAAAUGUAGACUUCUAUUGUUCAUAAGUAACUUGGUUUUUACAAAGCAAGCCUUCCCUUCACAGUAAACACUGGUUUAUUUUGAUUGCUUAGCUAAAGUGUGUUGUUGUUUCGAUUGAUUUUAACAGAGGCAAUAAGUUUGAUUAAAUCUAAGGAGCUUAUCCAGAACCAUUUCUGGCCCUAUGAUGGAUUUUAAUAAUCUACCUCUUUAUAAGCUUCCAUAUUGCAACAUCUAUUGUAAUCCCACAUAAAGGACCUCCAGGGGGAAAAAAAUCAAUUUCAGUUGUACGGGUCGUUUAGGUUUUGAUAUAUCACUGUUAUUGUUGUAAGCUGGCAGUAAAAGAUUUAUUUCCCCGCUUAUGAGCGCCAAGGAUGGGAUGUUAUAUCUAAGGAGCCAGUGACAAGUACAAAUCUUCCUGAUAGUUAUUAAAGUGGUCGUGAUCACUUUGCCGCAGACGUGUCGGUGUGCAGAGCUCAGUCUGUCACAUUCCUGCUGCGAUGGCCCGAAGAGCGCCUUGAAUUUAUGGCAGUGAGGCAGGGUCGAGGCUGAGUUAUAAUAAUCCUCUUUAUAGAACGGUUUGGAGAACACCUUGGCGAACACACCAAACACACUUGAGAAUCAAAUUAAAUCACCAUCAUCUGUUUAUGUGAUGUUUAUACUUAUAUGCUGUACUGGAUAUAUGGACAUCAUAGCUUUGAAUAUUAGCAUUUAAAGAGACUUAACAGUUUAUUGGGUCUAACUUAUAUGUGGCUCUUUCAUAUAAGAAAUUAACUAAACCAGUUAAUAAUUCUCUGAUAGUAUUUCCAAAACUGGACAAUUAAAACCUGGUACCGGUUGGAUUUAUUGCUCCCCCUUUGUACUUGACUACAUACGAUUAUAUAAGUGUGUCUCAUAAAUGGUUGGCUAGGUCUCUGUAAACAUGUAUUGUGUUGUAGUGAGAUAAAAAAGGACGAGACAGAGUGUGUGAAGCUAACUAAAGGUGGCUCCUCACUGUUAUCAAUAUUGGUUUACUGCUCUUUUAUUUCAUAUAUAUGCUAUGUGUGGAUUUGUGUGUGUGUGUGUGCUGAUGUCUCUUUUAGUCGGGAUGUUGUUUGUGUCAGCAUGAUAGAUGAUGUCCUUGCCAUGGCCUCUACUUCGUCAUUUCAUGUGCACGCGUGCAGAGUGUUGUUUGGGUGGUCUGUGUGAGCAUAAAAUUCAAAGCUUCAGUGAUGUGGGUCAGAAGUGCACAGUGGAUUAUUGGUUUGUUGUUGAAUCUCAGAUGUGGUCUUAUCUGCUAACCUGUGAAAUUUGAGCCUGAAAAGUUCAUCUGUAUUGAUAUAUUUGACCUUUAUUUUUUCCUGGAAUCAGAAUUACUUGUUUUUGUUUUUCAGUUUGCUCUCUAUGAAAGAUAUUUAAUCACUUGGGUGUGAGGGAUAUGUCAAACUAGGCUUGGCUUUUACACACGGCCUUUUAAAUCAGCAAAACACAACAAAUGUCUCAUAUUAGAAAAGGAAAAUGAAAGCCGCUGUCAUCCAUUAGCAUGAAAUGAUCCACACACACUAUUUAUCCCCCAAGACGUGCCAUGAAUAUUGAUCUCCCCCACAAAGCAACAUGUCCUGUCUCACUCCGAUGGAGGAUUUGCAUUUCUCACAUCUCAUGAGUUUUUAAUUAUGAAAUGAAAUUUCACCCCAGCAUGCCUCACAUAAUUGCUGUCAUAAUGGGAGAUUUGCCAAACUGUCCCAAAAGAGCCAAUUGAGGGCAGAAAAUACUGAUUUGUGUUUAGGAUGUGGCUUUCUAAACACACAAGAUUUGUACCUCACAAAUGUGUUUGUGUGUUUCUGUACAGAGAUGUAUUAUCCUAGUCUGUUUUUGUGUCUAUAACAUGGGUUUGUCACAUAGCUUGAAACAAUGCAGCCAUUUUUAAGCGUUAACUAUGCAAUGAUCGCUACUGUGUUUACACGUUUACUUCAAACUUGAUUUUUAAAAAAAGCUGAGUAUUAAAAAUUAAAUGUAUCUCCCAUUGCUGGAAUAAAAGCUUAAUUGAUUUUUCUUUGGGGGUUUGUAAAUCUCAUGUUUGUUUAUUCAGCAUGCCUUACAGCAAAGCACCAUCUGGGCCACACUGACCAGUUUUCAUAAGAGACGUUGCCUCCCGGUCUAAAAAGCGUUAGAUUUUUCUGAUGAAUAAUGUAUUCACGGUCUGAAACUGCAGACAUGUCUCUCUCUGUGUGUUUAGAGAUGCUUGAUUUUCACAGGUCUCUGCUGGAAUGAGGCUGAAUCAAGAGCUUGUCUCGCCUAUCAACAGCUGCGGGGAAUAUCCUGCUGUACAAGACAGGUGGAGGAGAAAUUUACUGGACUGAAGGAUUUUUAUAUGAGGCUGAAAGCAGCUUAAUGUUGAGUCUAUGUACACCCACAUUUUGGCCACACAGGUGAAGCUAAUACCUUGAUUUAUUCUCAGUUUUGUAAAUAUAAUGAGAAGUAUCGAGUUUAAGUUAACAUAACAAAAAGAUGGUUGAUAUUAUGAAACGAGAGUAGAGUAUUCACCAUGCACUAGUUUGCGAUAAAUCCUGUAUUAAGAAGAUGAUAGUUCAUUUAUGUCAGGGAUACGUUCAGUUGCUUUUUUCCAGUUUAGAGGCCCCAGUUGUUUUGUGAUUUGACAGAGUGGAUAUCAAAUUAUUUUAAGAUAUUAUGUCUGUUUAAAGUUGGAGCUUCUGAAGCUAACUUGGUGAGAUUUCAUUGUUCCCACAAUCAGGAUUAGACAAAUAUGUUUGAGCAAAAUUGUUUCAAUAUUCAGGAUCAAAUUUUCUUCCUCUGGGCACAAAAUGAAUCCGAUCGGUUGUCCUUUCAUAACAAAAAGGAUCAGAGCGAAUCAGAGAUGGUUUCUUAUCAGCCGAAGAGUUUGUUCUCCCUGCUUUAUGUCAGCGGAAGGAUUUUGACCAGAGUCAUAAAACGUUUCUAUUUUAAGGUGUGUUACUUAAGCUGAGAUAAAUACUCAUAUACUCUUGAAAACAAGAUAAGGGAGUGUUACACUUUGAUGCAGCAGCAGAUAAAACAUGCUCACCUGCAGUCUGUUUUAUAACCGCCUUACAGACUUUCUGCUCAGUUUCAUAAGACUACACUGAUUUCCAGAGUUACUUAAACCUAUCAGGUCGUUCUUGUGUGUGUUAAUGGACUGCUGUGAUUGCUUUGAAGACCUGAAAGUGGUCAGCAAGACGAUUUGUAAAAGUCGGUUCAGUGCAAAUGGCCAGGCGAGCGUGAAUCUGGGUGUCCUCUGAAGCUGAUGAAAAUACCACUGAGACUGCGGAGCCGUCACACCACACAGGUCUCCUGCAAAGAUCACUCACACCAGACUCCAUUAGCAAAAGGCUGCCCUCCACAUGUCACCGCCUGAACAAAGACGCUCGUAUUCAUCCGACACUUGAGGUGGAAUGCUUAAAGUCAUAAAUAAGGAUUUCGUAAACACGGUCUGACACUAGAAAAGACUUGUGUGAUUUUUAGAAAAAUAUCCUACGUUGUGAAACACCUACACUGACGUAUUCAUGUUAUACUCAUUAGGAGUGUUUGACUUCAAACAAACCGAUGAUCAAAUGACUUUCUUGUUGAUGUGACAUGUUUGGGAGUCAGGUGAUUUUUUAAGACGGGAGUUAAUUCUCACAGUGACAUUUGUGUCUCCUGUGUUUUUACUGUGGUUUGGUUUGUAGACUAAGUUGGAUGGAUAUAGACGACGUGUUGCACUAAUUUAAAAUUUAUACCUUUUGGGGACAUCUGCUCAGCGUUAUGUUUCUGCAUUUGUGAUUAUAUUCCCCCUCUUGUAUUAGCAGUAUUGGUUUUGGUGUACACCUGCUGUCACACUGACAUCAUGGUAUUGAUUUCCUGGAAGGCCUGGCAUGGAGGACUGAGUCAUCUUUCCCGGAGAGGUUUGACGUGGACGAUAAACUAGUGAGGAAACCCCCUUCGGGCAUAAAUCAUGUCGAUAUUUUCCCCUCCUUUUUUAUUCUGUAUUGUUACACCGAAGAUGAUUCUUGACACCAUUUCCAUAAUAUUAAAGAGUGUACUUUUAUCUCCAUAGGCUGCUCACAGUGUGAUUGGAUCAUAAAUCCGCCUCUCUGAGCUGGGAGUAUCAAGCAGCUUCUCUUUCACGUGACCUAGACCUUAAUUAGUAAGGCAACAGAUUGUCAUUUGCAUGUAUGUGCCCUGGUGAGUAGGUGGGAGGUGGCUUACAGAUGGGGGAGGAUAGUGGCUCUUCAGGGCCAGUUAGCUCAACAGACCCUGAGGUAGGUACAGUCUUCUCAGAGGUGUUAUUGUUGCUACUUAUUAAAGUGGGUUUAUUUUUAAUAAUUCACCUGUAUAAAUGAAUGCGAGCAGUUUUAUUUUUGAAUUAAAGGAAUAGGUCGUGUAAAAUUUAACUUAAGAACCUAAAAAUGUCGUGGUUCAUUAUAGUUAAACUAGUAUAACCAUUUUUCAGACUCAUUAUGAAUACAGCCCUUUAAUUUUACCCUGUUCAUCGUCACUGCGCCUUUCGAUAAGCACUCCAGCUAAGCAAACUCUUCAAGGCGCCAUUAUUUUUCAAAGUAUACUCUGAUCCCGACAAAAGACCCCCGUCUUACCUGCUGUGAGUUUGUUCCUUUGGAGAACAGAGCUGCGCAGUGCUGUGAGGCUCCUUUUAUGAAGCAGGCAGCAACAUUAAGACGCGACAUGCCUUUGGCUGUUUGCUUUAAAGCAGAAAAAGCCUUCCUGUCACUUUGUUCUAACAUUAAUACAACAUUAAUCCUGUCGUGUAAGGUUGUGAUUUUGUUAGUUACAGUCACAUUGCUUGAGUAUACUGUUUGUGCGCAUGUGGUUUGAAAUCAAGACAAACAAAGACAAGAGUUUGUUAACAGGUUAUGAAUACUUUUAAGCUCACUUUCUCUUUUAAGUUAUUAGGAUGCAUAGUUUUCCUUUCAAUAAAAACAAAAAAUAACCUUACUACGUUAGAUGUCAGUGGCUGCAGUUUUUAGCCCUUAAUUAGCACAUCAUCUGCAUGGAAAGCAAACAUUAUUACAUGGUCUGUGUUGAAUUUGUAUUUGUAAUUCAUUAUCUUAAUCCUUUUUCAGGAUCGUUAUUAUGUAAAGGCUACAGGCCAUUUAAUAUCUCUCGUCAUCACUCUUGCUCUUGUUAUUAAGCUGCUAACUCUGCCUCAUGCAAAUGUUUUCUGCAGUGAUUUGCAUUUGGGUUGCUGACAUUGAUGAACACUCCAUCGCCUUCUGUCUGCACUUGUGUCUUUCCUUACACAUAUAAUCAUGUAACACAUACAGUAUAUUUCUCCAGAAGAAAAUGCUUCUUUACCUGGAGUCUGUAUUGACCAAUCCCUUAGAGUCUAAUUGAUUGACAGCUGGAAUCCCUGAAAGCCUCGGCUGAUAUGUUAUUGCUCUGGGUCAGAAAGAAGCGAACAGGAGUUAGCCUUUGCACAACCCUAUAUCUACUCCUAGCUCUUCUCUCUCUCUUUUCUCCUCUAUUUUUUUCCGACUGUCCACUAUCUUCCUGUUUCCUUAUAAAUUUCUCAACCUGCACUGAAUUAUUGACUAGUCUGGAGUCCUGUGAGACUGAGCAAGUAGCUGUUGUUGUCCAUCAGGUUCAGGUCUGUGCUUCUUCCUGGUAUCCCAAACCAAAAUGAAAACAUGGCUGGAUUUAUCCGUCUCAGACUAUGAGGAGGAAGAGGAAAAGAAAUGUUAGCUUUUCACUGACUGACACCUUUAAACAGCCGUACUCUGAACUAACAGGCAGAAAAUAGUGUAUGAAUACAUACAUAUUUAGUGUUUGAAUUGGACCGCAUAGGCGGCUGAAUAUAUGCUGCAUGGGCAUGUUUGAGUUUGAAGUUGUUGAAAUGCUUUUUUUGUUUUUUCUUCUUCAAGUUUUUACCUUUUACUUGUUUAAGUGCACUAAAUCAGAGGAGCAACUUCCAACAUAAUAAUGGAUGUACUGUACGUCAGUUAGGUGUAUUCGUGUCAUUGAUCUGUUGUAUGAUCACGCCUACAUUGAUGAAGUAGGUUAGGUAUAAUAUGUUUGUGUCGGGAUCAUGUGUGAAUGCUUUUCUAGAUACAGGUCAGUAUGAGAUAAUCUCUCUCUUCUUGGUAUGUAUUGAUCAGCUCAUUUCUGUGUCAGAAUUUGCACUUUGUUGAGGUCAAUCCAUUACAGGAUACAUAAUAUGUAGAUUAUCAGAGAGCCUUGCUGAUAAAUUACUGAGAAGUACAACACAAGUUUUUUUUUUUUUGUCAACAUUGGACUUACUGAGAAACUGUUAAAAUAUCAAAACACUAGUCCAUUUUUGAGACAUUCCUGCACAAACAUUCAAUCCUGUUAAUAGACUUGUUUUUUUUACCUAGUAACGCCCCAGUUUUAAGGUUUCUUAAUCUAAAACAAUGCUUUAACAGAAAAUGCAUAUCUUUUACAAAUCCUGUUCCAGAAAUCAGUACAAAACAAUGUAAAAAGGAAAUUAUCUAAAGAGAAAGAAAAUCCUCCUGAUGUUGAACUUACUUCUUGCCAAACUUAAUCAGUGGCGCUCAGAACUCUCAGACACUUUAUGUGAGUAAAAACACCAACUCUGCGAUUUUACAGAAUAUCCAACCCUAGUACAGGUACUAAAAUUCAGUAUAAAUAGCGAUUCUUCUCAUAAAUGAUCUCAUUUGUUUGUGUAGAUCAUAAAGAGGCAUCAUUUUAAGAUUGAGAAUAUUCCAGAGAAGGUCGGUAACUCCUCACAGUGCCUCAGACAUUAUCUGUAACAAAGGUCAGAAUUUACUGCCUAAUGACCACAUCAACAUGCAAACUCAUUAUUGAACCCAAAUCGACUGCUAAGGGUCUUCUUUGGUAAAAACAUUAGAGUCAUUACUUCUGUUUAACCAUUUCAUAGUUAGAAAAAUAGAUCAAAUGUUAGAGUACAUUUCAGUAUAGUUUCCAUGUCCAGUGGUUUUCUUUUAUUUUACACAGUACCCAGUUUGCAAAAUCUCCAAAAUAAACCCGGAAGUUAUUUUCGUCGUAGGCAUUAAUCAGUGUGAAGGUAGCUGAAAUUAAGUCAAAGUUCUACCUUAUUGUGUGAAAACAAGGCCAGAACACAUAGGUUUCCACGUAACAAGUAAAAUGUGCAAAUGCUUUGUGACAAAGUGUUGCGUGGUUAAAAAGUGUUAUCCUGUGUCAUUGUGAUAAAACCUCAUUUUAUUAUGUUGAUGCAAAUGCUAAUUCUCUUACACCUCAGCCUGACUUUGAGGAGACUCCACAUAUCAUAUUUUUUUAUUAGACAUUUGCUAACUCAAAUCUGCUGGAGCUCUUGGAUGUGUUUUUCAUUUUAUUUUUUAUUUUUAUCAUGACCAUUUAAACUCAACGUCUGUGCCUGGAAACCACUGAUGGUGCAGGGGAAUGUUGAUUCAUGCCGUGCUGGAGGAGACCUUGCUGCUGAAGAUGAAUGCUGCUCCAUUGUGCUUCAUUGUGCUGAACUAAUUAUUCCGGUGACAAGUGUGACAUCAGCCCAGCUUUGAACAGAGGCUUCAACAGUAUUGAGUGGCUCAAGGUCGCCAUCCGAUGUGACUUUUCAUUGGCUUGUAUCCUGGUUAUGAAAAGCCGCUGCUGCACGUACAGGGGCGUGUGUUGUGAAAUUACCUGUUGCUUAGGAACCAGAGUGACUUGAUGCAUGAGAGGCGGCUUUAGCGAGGUCUUUGAACACAGGAAUUCUUUGUAAUUAUGGAGUCAAAUUAAAUCUUUCAGAUAUAACACAGCUCAAAUUUCAAUGCAGACUAAAUAUCACAUCAAACUACUUUUGUGUUUCUUGCAAUGAUCUUGUUUUUCUAAUCGUACAUUAACACGGUUGUGAAUGAUAACGCUACAGUUCGUUUCUGCGGUGUUACUCAUUCACUCCUUCACAUAUUGUUUUUAUUGUUACCUCUAAUUGCAUUUCACAGCUGUCCAAAUGAGAUGUGUGAAAUCAUCCUCUUGAGGUCACCGCAGGAUGGAGAGGUGUUGCUAAAUGACGCCCACGUCUUUAGUGCUGGAACAAGUUGUCAUUGUCACCAUGGUGAUUAAUUAUCCCCUACUCAAUGACCGACAGUUCACAGCUAGCUUGUUUGAAAUUUGAAUAACGUGUUUGAUGAUUACAUAUAGUUUCAAAAAGAACAAAGUCUUCAUGCUGAUAUUUUUUUAGUGUUGUGUGGAAAAAAAAACAUAAAAUCAGUCUGUUGUAAAUGUCUAUAUCUAUGUUUCCAUGGCAACAUUUAAAAAGGGUUCUUGGUAUUUAAAAAAUCUUUUAAUUAGUGUAAUUAUGAGAUAGCCCACUUCAUUUAAAUGUCAGGGUUUAUUUGUUUCAUCACACUAUAUCUAACUAAAAUGAAAUAGAGUUCUGAAAUAGGCAAAACAUCUACAGUAACACAAAUAAUGACCUUUUGUGUUGCUGUAACAAAAGUAAGAAGACAACUAGGAAAUUAUACAGACAGACUUAUAUUGAAUUAUAUUGUGAUAACAUGUGUGAUUUUUAUAGAGUCUAGAGUCUAUGUAGUGCAAGUUAACAGUCGGUGGCUUUUAAAAGCAGCUAAUCAAUGCCUGUAAUUGCACAAAAGCAACAAAAAAGCCUGUCCUUGAUUAGUCGGUAACAUUGCAAGAGUGUAGAGCAAGAGCUAGCGUACCACCCUCUCUUCCUGAUUUGCACCCCCGCUGUGAAGGAAAGAGCCGGUCGAAUGGAGGCGGCAGACACGGUCGCCAUCAGUGGGGGCAGCAUCAGAGGAGCAGCAGCACUUCAAAUGGAAUGUGAGGUUUUCAAGGCAUACAGUCAUAAAUUUUUCAUCUGCAGUCGGCUUUGAGGCGGGAGAGGGGGCAGGCCAGCCAGGCUUCUGACAACAAACCCCGAGCUUUCAGAGACAAAAGGCAUACGGGGGAAGGGCACUUGAAAUGAGAAACAACAAAAUUCCUUUGUUUACAACAGAUGAACAAAGCGCUGUGAACAAAGUCAAUGUUUAGAGGCUGGAGAUGGAAAAUCAACUAAGUGGAAAAUAUCACAGCAGCAAUGCAAAAUAUCACUGUAGAGCAACAAUUGUGAGUACUGCACAUCUAAAAAAGAUGGCUGCCACAACAACAAAGAUUAAAGGCGUCAUCGACCACAGGACGCAGUUUGUUCUGCAAUUUUCUUUUCUUAUGUUUUGUUGGUCGAAAACACUGAACUGUUUUUCCUAUAAAAAAAUAUGUUACAAUCUUUUGCUUGAAAAUUUGCUUCAUUGACUGCUGUCAGAUAAAAACCCAGGAUCACUUUAUAGGGUGGACUUUUUAAUUUGACAAAUUCAAGCUCAAAAGUUUUCCCCACUCCUUCUCCCAGCAUCUUAACCUUUUCCACUGUCAUUAUAAAAGGUAUAAAAAAAAAGCCCCAAAAACAAACUCGACAAAAAAGUUUAAAUGUAUUAGGAACAGUUUUGGCGCCCCCUAUAGACAUACCUACAUUGUAAGACUCUGUAUUGAAUCAUUUUCUUAUUUUUGUUUUCACUGAGUAUAUACAUCAGGGGCGUGAUGAUAUACAAUUGAUAUGAUAUGAUGACAUUAUAGUUUGUAAAAGAGGAAGUGUACUGAUUGAAAUACAAAAUUCAUGCAUGUCUUUUAAUAAUAAGAGUAGUUAAGUGACGUUUACAUCUCAUCUUAAACGGCUUUUACCAAAUAUGGAAAGAUGGACUGAACAUGAACUAUGAGUAAAUGUGUAUUUUUAGCAGCCUCCGUUUCUGUAGCAGAUGUCUCAUUAGUAUGCUGUUAAUAUUGGAUGGGCACUCUAAGGGGCAUGUUGUUCAAAUAUAGCUCACUAUUGCUUUCAAAGAUCAGAAAUAAAACUAUCUUUUACCUUACUCACGCAAAACCAUCCCGGGCUGUUUUUUGAGAAGUUACUAGCCGCUCUUUCCUGUAUGGUGAAUCAGAAAUAUGAACCAGCACUGUGGGAAAUGCAUCCUACCCAUAAACCACUGUCCUUCUUUCAACAAGCAGACAGUGGGGCUUUGCAGAGCGCCUGCAAAUUUAAUGACUGAUUUUCCCGGCACUACCGGGUCCUUUGGGUACAGAGUCUGUCUGGAUGCUAAUGCAGCCUGACAUCUCCAUCCCUGUUUAAACAAGCCCUGUUAUCCUGAGUGGGCCACGGCAACAGCAAAUUAAAGGCAACUUUAUUACAAAGCUUUAUCUGGACACUACUGCUCUACUUUUCAGAUCCUGGCCCGCUUCCGUUUGAUCCUGAAAGUAUUAUGUGGGCAGUCUGUGGAAGAUGAGACUACUAUGCGGCUUUCAACACAAAAUACUAAAUUGAUUUUUAACUGUCAUUUAAUGUUUAAUUUUGUUUUCAUGUAUUCAGUGUCUUGAUGCUGCAGAGAAUUUAACUUGUCAAGUACAAUUAAAACUGGUUUGAUAUGUCAUUUAAAAUUUAUCUGCAUAAUUUUAGCAAACACGUCAUUUUCUCAACCAAGAGCGGUGAGACAAGCUCAGCGGAUUUUACAGUAAACUCAGUGCAGUCACACAUGCAUUUUGCUCAGCACCCCUCUGUUUAACAAAGUAGCUCUUUAUGGAGGUUUCUGUUUUCUAUGACAUGAUAAAAAGUAAAUUUGAUGGUUAAGUCAACUCCUUUUAUUAUGUCUAAAAGUGUAUUUCAGGCUUAACUUGUUUAGAAUUUAAAAUAUGCAACCCAACAAGUUUUUUUUUCCCUCAACAUAUUUUCUUGAACAUAACUAGAGACAGUUAUUCCAACAGUGUGUUGUAGUCAUGGAGGAGUUGGUGCACUAUUCUUGCUGACACAUUGUCUUCCUGGAAGUCAAGGCUAUCCACAGACGCAUCCUCAGGUCAUCACAGGACACAUAAAUCACAGUUUCCAAGAAAAAUACCAAAUUAGUUUUUUCCAACCUCAGGACAGUUUUCCACUUAAAACAUUAUCAGGGCCAGGAAGGUCACAGGGGUCGUGUUUGAUACACGAUAUCCUCUAUACAUGGUGGAGUUUUCGCCUGAAUUUGUGGAACUAGUGACAAACUUUGUUCACAGACUUAUUUUUUCAGGAGCCGGUUUUUGGUCUAUGCAGUGAUGUCUGCAGUUAUGUCGGUUUUUAUUGUAGCAUCAUCUGUAUAUUUUUUUAUAUGCUAUUCCUGCCAGUUAAAAAAAAAUACUGCAAAAUUUGACCGUCUCUGUUUAAUUUUUGUGAGUCCAGAAAAAAAAAAAAAAGCUCUGGGUAUAUUUUGGAUCAUAUUUCACACAAACUGGUCUGUUGAUGUUGUUGUUUCCAACCACUUGCAUAGGAACAAUAACUAUAUACCAGUUAAGAAAUGCAGCUAGCCAGAACUGUUGCGCCGUAGGAAUAAGCAAAUCACUGCUGACAGAUUUUCGUAAAUGUGUCCUCACCUCACCUCUCAGUCUCUGACCUAAAGGCGAAACCUACACCUGUGUUGAUUACUUUCAUGAGGAUAUUUAGGUCAACAUCCGUUCAGCUUGGUUGGUGGCUUUCCAACCUAGCUGGUGAAAAUAUGUCUGUACAUGAUGGUAGAAUCUGGAUGAAGCUAUGCAUUUGUUCAUGAGAUUAAGGGUAGUUUGGUGUCACAAGGGCGGUCAGGCCUCGAGCUGAAUGAAUGGAAGCAGGUGGCACGUUUCUUACAUCCUCGCUAAGAGGGAUUAGGCCUCUGAAGGGAGAGGGAGCAUAUUUGAUCAGCCUGUUCAAAGGUAUGGGAGGUUGGAGGCCUGGUCAUGAGUUUCUCCUGGCAUUUUGAGCCGGACUUCUGAUUCCUGCAGAAGUGUGUGUGUGUUUUGUAACAUCUGAUGAAAGACAACGGUGUGAUUUCAGCUGAGGGGGCGCCUGGAAUGUAAAAAAGCUGAUCAUGUUUGCUCUGAGUAUGGGGAUGAUUUGUUAUGUAGCAAAUCCAUGAUGUAAGCAAGUGAGUCAAUUUUUAAAUCAGCAGCUUACAUUUGGUCUCUGCAGUGAGACGUAAAAGUUAUUCUUUUAGUAUUCUUAGCUUUACUGCAUUGUAUGACAGUCCUAUAGAGGGAAUGAGAUCUUAUUUUAGAAAAUAUUGUCACAAUCAUGAUCUGGGUGGUGUUACAUACAUUUCAGAGAAAGUAUCAAAUAAUCUUUUUAGAGCAAAAAAAAAAAAGUUCUGUGAGUGUUUCUCCUCCAUAUUUUAUAUGUUUGCAUUUCUACAUUUGCAGGCAGAGUGGAGUGGAUGAGUCCCGUGGGUGGAGGGUUCAGGAUUUGGCCCGUUGCACCCACACAGCCUACACUCAGCCUCUCCCAAGAGGAGAGACUCUCAAUUGAGAUCCAGGCCUGCAGGGAGGCAGAGGAGCCAAAGAGUCCAUCACUAGCCGGUAGAUCAGGUAAUGUUGCGUGGGCUCCACUUCAAACUGCACAUUGUGGGAGACUAAAGAUCACAGAAUACAGAAUACGAUCUGUCUGGGACGACUUUAAAUACAGUGCCAAAGCUUGUUUUAUUCUUUGCUGGUCUUUUUUUCAUUUAGGGUUAUUCUGGGAGACAGUUUUCUAGUUAUUUCUCUUCAUUUAUGGAUUGUUUUUUUUUUUCUUAUCAUUUGAAUCCUGAAAGGAAGAGAUGAAGAUGUUGCAGCAAAGGAUUAAUUUUAGAAAUAUGCUUUAAAUUGUCCUUAAUGCAGAGCUAAGAAGAGGAGCAUUGAUUAUCGGCUUGCAUGCUGUUAAUACAGGAGGAUGUAACAACAGAAUAAACAUGUUGAAAUAGACAUCUGGAGAAAAAGGGAUAAAAUGUCUCUAAAGGAAGAGACAGACGAGCGACAUAAUCUCCUGUGUGCCUCUCAGGAAAUAUUGUGGAAAAUUUACAUCCGUGUAUUGUUCUGCCUUGACCUGUUCACCGGCCCAGAGAAAAAACCUCAAACGUUGAUGAUAAUUGUCGAGCAUGGGCGUGCUCAUUCCUGGAGUACGUUUUGUGCCUGUGAAGUGACAGAAUAAUUACACACGGGGUUGAAUGAGGCUCUCGACGAGUCUGUGAAAUGAUGGCUGUGGAUGCGGAGGGAAUACUGAUGGUCAGUGUUUCUGAAGCCUUCUCCCUUUGUUCAAGUCCCUGCUGUAUUUGCCUACGGCAGCCGCCUCCUCUCUGCAACGGAGCGAUUCCAUUGGAGGAGCGCAAAGUCAUGGGGUGGCGUUCAGGUCUGCGGCGUGACGGAUUCUAACUGUUGCUAAGGUGCUCAAUUGACCAUUGGAGGGCUUCAUUUGUCGUCCAUCUCCACCUGCUGAAUGCAUGGAGAUGGAAGGAAUGUGUCCGAAGUGUGAAAUCUCAGGAUUACUCAGAGGCCCAGACUGUCUGCACUAUCAUUUUGCUGUCUGGGGUUCUGGUGGCUUCAGGCAACAUUUGUUGACCCACACCGUGUUGGAUUUCUCUGUAUAUUGAACGUCUCUUUAAAUCGUCUGCCAAGUGAAAUUUGGCAAAGACUCUUGUUGUCUAUAGGCCUCCUUUCUAAAUAGAAGAGGAGAGAAAGGAUUCAGGUUCAGCCUGAGUUCAGAGCUCGUGAAGAAGGAGAGCUAUUUCAGCUCAGCAGACUGAGCUCAUCAGUGAGGAGUCAGAGGAGCUUCCUCUAAGCUCACUUAUCUCAUGUCUUCACUUAGAUACUGCGUGGGCUCCAUUUUAGUCUCUGAAUUGCUGUAUGUCUCAGGAUAUAGAAGAUUUGUUUUAUUUUUUACAUCCCUAUAUAUUGUUUUCUUGGAUGCCAUUUAAAACACAAUAAACAAGUCAAAUGCGUGACUCUUUCUUUAAAAUUAAUCUUCCCUUCGCUAUGAAAUCUCUAACUUCUGAUAUUUUUAACACCAUCCUGCUAAAAUUUUGAGAGUUAAUGAAGAACAACAGAUCUGAAGUACAAGAAAAACUGAAACAUACACAAUUUAAAUACAUAACUUUGUAUCCAGCACCAUACGUGGUGCUUCUUGUGGCUCGGAGCAAGAGCAUCAUCUCCCUCCUGCAAUAAAAUCCCACCACUCCCAGUUGGAGCUGAUCCAGGUGAGCUCGCCCAUCCACACAAAGACACAAACACUCCAAAGUCUCUUCAUGGAAAACAAAGUGGGGAAAAAAACAAACAUGUUCAGUUCAUGUCAGUGCAUUGUACUGAAGAUGGCACUUUUUUUCACACACACCACCUCUCACCUCUACCUGUCGUUAAAUCGGCAUAGCAGACCCCUGUUCUUCUAAAAUAAGCUCAGUCAAACGCCGUCAGCACCUCUCUCAUCCUGCCUCUCUGCUCCACUAACCCUCCUCCUGAUCCUCCAGUUUUAAAUUUAGGUUCACCUCAGACCACACACUAUCAUUAUGUCUGAGGACGGAAGGGAGAUGAGAGCCCCUGGCCCUGUCUGUGAUUCUGGGAGGGGGAGCUCAUCAUUGCAGCUGUGUGGAGCAGCGUGAGGCUGGGCUGCCUGGGACUGUUGGUAUUGAGCAGGGAGGAGCGCCCCGGGCACAAUCCAUCAAAAAGAAGCUGCCUGUACCGUGGGAAUAGACAUGAAUAAUCCAUGCUUUCUUUACCCUUUCCUGUAUUACUGUGCAUAUCCCAUUACAUUCACUGUUGCCUUUUCGUGAAAUAUCUAACCGCUGUAUUUGGAUUGAGCAGGAUUUUACGAUAUGUUGGCUUUAUCAUAUCUAUACAACAGAAAACAAGUACAAAAAGAAAAAAGCUUCACUAUACUGAAGGGAAAGUAAAAAGUCUUAAUCUUUGUCAUUUGGUUACUUGGACCAAAUCAAUAUCUAAUUUAGAUUACAUAUUGUCAAUAUUAUUUUAUUAUUAUUAUGAUAUCUCAUCGCUUUGACUAAAAUACACAUUAUGACUAACAGCAUGUUUUUUGUACAGUUCUAUCAGGACAGCAGAACUAAUCUGAGUCAAUAACAUUGCUCUGUAUACGACUUCCUAAACAUGUCAGUAAAUGUUUUCUUCUGCACAAUUGUAUGAACAAUUAUCAAUAUGCAUCUUUUGAAAGAAAUACAAAAUUCAAGGUUAACAAUAAUACAGAGCAGAGGAUUAAAAUCAUAUUUAUUUUGAAUUUAAAUCAUCUGGAGUUGUUCACUAAACCUAAUUUGUUUGUUAUUUAUUGUUUUUAUACAUGCUCAGAUAAACAAAAUACGCUGCAUGUGACUUUAUGUCAUAAAAAAAAAUCAUUUCUAUCCAGUCGAGCUUUCCAUGUGCAACAAACACAGCUUUUCAAAGUUCACAUGUAAGUUCUUCAUCUCUUUUGAUCAGGCAGUGUCUAGACUUGCACACAAAUCAACUCUAGGCAGUUUACUUUCUUUAACUUUCUUUUUCUGAUUUUUUUUAAUUAAACUUAAUUAGGGUUGCCAUGACACCUGAAUCCUGACCUUCAAUGAACCAGUAAAAAUCAAAUCAUAUCUAAACCAGUUUCAUUACCUUGGCAACAAAAAAAUGAGCUGGUUACCCGAAAUCGUUCAUGUGUUACGUUUGAUAUCCAACUUGCAUGCUGUACUGGUGUAGAAAAAGCUGCUGAAAACAUACCAACAUUUUACAUGUUAAGAGUAAUGAAUGGCAAAACUAGGUUGUUCCUAAACAUGUGAACAAAAUAUUUCUUCUGAAUUAUCAUUCAUAACACAGAGGAGGUGUGUUGUGGUGCGUGAGUCUGCAAAGAGUGAGCGUUUGGUCAGUGUUUUCUAAAUUCAUAUUAAUUUUGUCAUUUUAUGGUCAUCAGUUUUUGCACAGUGCUGUAAAGCUUGUGGUCAACGGUCCGCAGAUCAGGACUGAUAAACAUCCAGGGAUCAGGUGGCAUCGCUGCCUCUCUCUUCUGCUCUCAGUUUGUCUACAACGCACAUAAGUAUAACGUGUGUGUCUUUAUUCGAUGUUCAAAGGAUCUGAAAAGAUUGGCUGUGAAAAAGAGUUAGCAGUGUUGUGCCUGUAAUGGAGGGUGGAGCAGAGGGAAACACACAGGAAGCAAGAGGAAGAUUGUCUUCAGCAGCAAGUUCACAGAAUCCUUUAUAGCCUAAUUGCCUGGAAACAAUCAGAAAAUGACUUCUAAUUGUCCACUUUGGCUGCUUUAUGUACUUGGUGCCGUGUCUCUCUUCAUUUACUGUUGCCUCUAAUUCUCUCAGCUUCUCUUCUUGCGGCUUCAGCUCGAAAAUACUGUAGAUAAAAGUGUUAAUGAGCGUGGAGCUGUUUUUUUCUUUGUAAGCUUUAAUGCUUUAGGCACAGUCAAACACACAUAACUAAGAUUUUAUUGUUUUAAAGCAUGUAGGGUUGAAAAGUAUUAAAGUAUCAACAAUUCUAACUAGCGCCCAGAGUGGCACCAAGGGGCCCGAGCUGUGUCACGCUGCCACCUAUGUGGACCGCCUCCCCUUUUUGUUCAUCUUUGGGUCCAACCUAAGUCUUAUUGAUUCCAUAUGUCUGGGUCAUACAGGAGUAGGGCUUACGUUUUAAAAUUUCGUAACGUUUUAUAAUUUCGUAACGUUUUGUAAUUUCGCAACGUGUUGCAAAACAGGAUGCAGGACUGUUUUGCAAUGUGUUGCAACGUGUUGCAAAACAGGAUACAGGUCACGGCCUGAAAAGUCUUGUCACCCAUGGCGUUGCCAAAAUUUAACAGAAAAUUUGACAGAGCCGGCCAGAAAAAAGCAUGUUUUUCAUAGGAAGUCACAUUGGUGGCUAUCAGAAGUACACUUACGGGAAGAUAACUACUACUGACGUCAUCCCAUUGUGAAGGGAUUAUUCAGCUUCUGCUGUCCGUCUGAUUGGAAUAAACUGGAAUAAAUCUCGCAAGAGGCUGCCAACUGAUUCUGGCUUCUGGCUUCGUGGUUCAUUUUUGCACCUUUUGCAUCCAUAAAAUCUACCAUACAUGGAGCCAUUUUUAGUCGGGUCUUCAUUUUAACAUUGGAGCCCUUUUUGUUCGUCUUGGGGUCCAACAUAAGUGUCCUUGAUUUGGGUCACACACAGGAGCAGGGCUUACAUUGAAAAAUUUUGUAGGGGGCGCUAUAGAGACAUUUUUAGUUGGACCUCAAAUGGGGUCCAACAUAAGUGUCCUUGAUUCCAUAGGUCUGGGCCUCACACAGGACAGGAAAUUACAAUUUGAAACUUUGAGAGUCGAAAAGUAUUAAAGUAUCAACAAUUUUAACAACAUCAUUUAUUACAUAUAAUUAAAAAGACUGAGGGCAAAAACAGGAGAAAUCUUUUGCUGAUACAUCAGUUACACACUCUUCCUGUUAUCCUUUAUGGUGGUAAAGAUCAUACUGAUGCUUAUCAUACGUUGCUAGCUAAAUAUCGGUGUCCAGGCUGCAAUCCAAAUGCCUCAGCCUGGAAAUGGGGGGCUGCAGUGAUUACUCUGAGGUUAAAUCAGCCUGAAGCCAGCUGAAUGUGACGUGUGAAUUGAAGAACUCACUUUAUGGAUGAAUCGGGCUUUGGGGGGCUCUCUCUGGUUUGCAGUUUUUUUUUUUUUAUGAUAGUCGUAAACAUUGAUUUGUGCAGCCUUGUUAAUGGAGGACCCUCUUGAGGGCUCUGCGCCGUAAUCACUGUUUGUGGAGUCAUGUGGCUCUAGUUUAUUUCAGUGGUAUAGGUGCUAGUUUUACCAACCAUAAACACUACAUCUUGCACAGUGAAUUAUGCUACUGCUGCUGAGCAGAUUUUAUACCAUCAGGUUUGAUCAUACCUUAAUAGACUACUGCCCCACUGUGGCAGUAAUAUUGUUGUGCCCAAGUGCCACAUUACCCUCUUCUUCUGCUCUGUUUCAGCUGAGGUCUGUUGUGAUCAGGAGAGUCCUGCUUUAACAGUCUCAUGCCUCCUCGCGGGGUUUGAAGUGAGCACUUUCUCUCUACUUCUUCUUUCGUUCAUACCUUUGUUGUCAUUCACACCUUUCCUCCUUUUGGGAGGUUAACUGUUAAAUCAAGAAGAGGUUUACAGGCUUUGGAUUCAAAGCAAUUAUAAAGCCGACAAAUCAUGCUGCUAUAAUUAGAUCUUUGAAUAUCUGAUAAGACAGCCAAUCUCACUUUUCUUUUUUUUCACGGCUCUGUGCCUGUGGGAUGAGAAGACGCUAACUUAAUCAAGCAGAGUGAGGCUCUGAUAUUAGCUGAAUCUCUCCAUUGAUCUUCUGCCCACCUGGUUGUAUUGAACAGCAUGACUUAGAAUGCUUGCAUGUGAAGGUGCAUAACUUAAACUGACCAGUAGGGAUGUGCUGUGAUUACAGAUUGGACAUUGUGUGAGAUUUGUGGCGUGCAUGCUCUCCGCCUCUCCCCCGUUUUCUCUCUUCAAUAAAUCAGUCCUGCUUUCAGGCACUCCCUGAGGCUGUGGAAAAGCCUGAAGAAGAAGAAGAAGCCUCUGCGGCUGUGUCUGCUGAAUUUGUCACUUAAUACUUCUUGAACAGGUCAGUCAGAAAAAAAAAUACACCCCCCAUGCUUUUAUUCUGCCUCUGUGAGCAGUAUAAUCAAUAAGCUGUGGCUGUAUUGUGCAGCUGGUGGGCGAGGCCUGGUGCUUCUUACAGAAGGGGCAAAAGCGCAGCAGCAUGGGCACAUCCUGUAACGCACUAAUGCACCUCAGGGCUCUGACAUCAAUUAGGAGAGACAAUGGACGGCUGUCCUGAGCAUAGCAGGCUCAAAAGCUUGAAUCUGUGAAGCAAAUGAAAUGUGCCUAUUCUGUAGAGGAGACCGCCAUUACUGACCGGGGGACAUUUUGUCAUCAUUUUGUCCACUUCUAAUCUAGGCGCUGUUUUUAUUGUUAUGUAUAGCUUAAAAUUUUAUUGAGUGGAAUUAUCCAUGUCAUGUUAAUAUUUAAGAAACAGAUUAAAUGAUUGAGUUACCUGCUUAUUAACAAGUAACACCUUAGACCCAUUUAAGUUAGCAUGAAAACUGAAAACUGUCUGUGCAGAACUUUCUGUUUAGCAUCCUCUUCGUGAUGAUAAGGGUCCAAAAAGUCACAGCUCCUGAAAAAAAGGUCAAUUUAAUAACAAAACUAAAUUGCAUUCUGUACACAGAAAACAUGGAAAAACACAUUUUGUAUGUAAUAUUUAUAAGUAGAUUUUUUGUUGGACUGUACUUUGUUACCAUCAAUCAGAGCCAGGUUAGAUACUUCCAGUCUUUAAUGGUGUUUUGUGCCAACAGUGUCUUGUACAAAACCAAAAAAGUUAAGCAUUUCUAGCAUUCACAGUCCCAAGCAAAUAAAAUAAAAAAAAAAACUUUUUUGUAGCUCACAGCAAAUAUUCCAACUUUGAAACCCCACUUCUUGUCAAUGUCAGUCCUUCUAUACCAACCAAAUAUGAUUAUGAAGAGGGAGGGCUGCCUAUGUCAACUUUAUCAACACAAAUGUUAGUAAAGAAACUAUUUCAAUUCAUUUUUAUAAGGGUAGGUUUAUCAGUUGUGGAGCUGUACAGCUACAGUGGUAAUAUUUUUACUGUAAACUGUCCUUAAAGAAAACUGUUAACUAUACAGGGCAAUCCAAAACAGACUUAACGGUGACUCCAGAGAAAAGUGAAAAUGCUGUGACAACUUCUGAAACCUAGCAGAGAAAUUGUGCUAAAAAUGAGGAUAUGAGCACCGCCAUUCCAAACAAAGAAAAAAAAAAAUUCAUUUAUAGACACAGGCCUUUGGUCUUAUCCAAACUUGAUCAUUUAAUCAAUAUUGUUUUCAAAUGUAACAUCAAAUCCUAGCUAUAGUUGUCUUAGGACGCAUAACCUUAAAAAAAGGUUCACAUUGUAUUCUCUUGUAUUCUCCAAAAAGCUCCAACAUCAUUUCACUGUGAGUAAACACUCUUCUACAUUUAUUGACUGCUCACUUCUGCACAGUUUUAUCAAAAGUCUUAUUUCUUUAAAAGGAUAGAUUCCUUUCCUAGAAUCUUUUAAAAACAAAGUAUUUCUUAAAAUACAUUUUCAUCCUGAUAUCAUUCUCAUCAUAGAUGUCUGUUUUUGUUCUUCCUGUAUCUGAGGAUCUUAGAAAGUCCUGGAUCCUGUCACAGACAUCUCAAUAUCAGAUUUAUAACGUGUAAUGCGUGUGAGUCUUUCCUGUCUGGCCACAGUUGGAGCUCCUCCAUUCCUGUUUCUCCUACACCUUCCCGCCUUCUAAUAAUAGAGGAGCUGUUGCUGAGGUGCAAAUGGUGCAACUCGAUGUUUUAUUUAUUUUGUCUGCUCAAAUGGAUUUCCUGGUAGAGUGUCAGAACCUUAAUCUGUAGCAGGAACGGCUGGCAGCAUCCACAUCAUGUUUCCAUUUAUGCCUUCAGUGAGCCGAGGGGAGGGGGGACCAUUACAAAUUCGUAUUAUUCUGGGAAUCGGACACCAAUUUUUUUCUCUUUCCACAGAAGUCACAGCUCAAUUUAAACCUACAGAUACAGCUCAGUGUUAUCUUUGCUUGUUGUGAUUUUUCUAAAAGACUUAAAUAUUCCUGUACUGCAGAUUUCACAAUCAUCAACAAAGAAAUUUCUUUUUAAUGUAUUUCUUUCAGUUGGCUUUAAAGGAUCUCAUAGUGCUUUCCAGUCCAGCAGACAGGCUGGCUCUGUUUUCACACCUCCUGCUUUCAUCCUCUAUGCCUCACUGCUCAGGCUUGACUUCAGGUAUGCUUGUCUUGCUCUUUUUGGCCUGUUUUAAUCAGGAUUUCCCCUGAAGUACUUCCAGAAAGACGACGGGAUGAUCUAUCAAAUAGUCUCCAGAUCAAAUCAAACGCUCUGUGUUUUCUCUUGAUGGCUGUAACCGAGUGAGGAUGGGCAGGGCAUGGCUGACGUCCCAGAGUCAUGGCGGGGAGCUGGAGUCUGGAGAACCAGUGUGUCUUCCUCUCCUCUCUCAGAGCGCUCUGUUUGCUGCUCGCUAUCACCGUCUGUCACGCCACAGAGCGCCGUGGACACACUCUCCUCUCAUGCAUCUCUCCAUCCUGGCCUGACUAAACCCUUCCUCACACACUCAGCACCUUAAAAGGGAAACAUGUCAUCCUUCUCUCCUCACACAAUGCUAAAAAGACCCACUCCUCCCCUAGGGACCUCUCCUCUUCCUCUGCCAAUCGAUCUGCUGAAUGCUCGCCUUCAUUCAUCCACCUACAGAUUUGUCUUCCCGCCUUUAGGCUUUGCCGUUUGUAUCCAGUCUUUACAACUUGUCUGUGUUUCACUUAGGAUAGUUCACCGUCUUUUUUCAUAACAAAUCUUCCUUUUUAGAAUAUAAAUAAUUAAAACUGUGGAUUUAAAAUGCAUCCAAAAAGCAGUCGUGUUGCUUGUUGCUCACGCUCUUUACAGAAUCAUCUCUUUUUAAUGUAAAUAUCUCACUUUUUGAUGUUUGCGGCAUGUUUGAAUUUUGCUCUCCACAGCAGUUUUCCUCUGAAUCUCUGAUUGCUUUUUUCCUGCAUUCAACCCCCACACGGGCAGUAUUGAUCGUUCCAGUGCACUAAUUAUCCUGCUUGGCCUUGGAUUUCUGUGCAAGCUGCAGUCAGCCUUUGAUCGACGUGUCUGGAUGUCUUAACAUUACCAUUGAAUUAGAAAAAAGGAAAAAAGGCAGUUUUGAUUACAGAAAUUGGAGUAUGUUGGGCUUGAACUGCUGAUCUUUGUAAAACAAGUGUGACACCGUCUUUAAUGCCCACCCUGUCCAUCAGCAGUCACUUCAUGUGCCGUAGACUGAGCUCUUUAGCUUGGCUGAUCAGCACAUAUAUGUGGGUGUGUAAGUAUGAGGGUAGUGUUUACAUAUGCAUCCAUGCAUAUGUGAUCGCUCUGUAUGUAUGCGAGUGAGAGUGUGUGCGGGUGUGCACGUGCAUAUGGGCAAAAGUACAGGUUGGUACAUCCUGCUCUGCCACCAUCUGUGCCUGGGCAGGCAACAGGCCACUUCAUACACACUCUCCCUCUCCACAUAUACAUAUACACAGCUCUGCCUCUGUUGUUUGUUUGUUUCAAACAGAGCCAUGUCUUAAUUUCUAAAUGAGCGAUUUAAAAGGUCAGGUCAGUUUGUGGCCAAUUUAUACUGUAUAUCACUUAUCAGAGCAUUUGAAUGACAAACUUACUGACGAUGGCUGACCUCCUCUCAUCUGUGUUUGUGCUCACCUUCUAUGUGCUUCUGUUUUACUAGAUUUAAGGUACCCAGACAUAUUACAGAAAAUAUAUAUUUUUUGUUUAAAUUGUAAUUUGAUGAAUGUCAAAGAAGAUUGUAGUGCUUGGUUGCUUCAACAUUGUGGUAGAAAUAAGAAAAACACAAAAAGCAUAGAUGAUGUAAUCAAAAAAAUUAAGUGUAUAAUAAAGUAAUAAAUAAUAGUUAGAUGGAGAGAAACUUCACCUGAAAGAGAAUAAAUCAACAAAUAAGUUAAAGCUCCUUUGAGGAGUUUUUUGACAUCUGCAAAAUACACUGGAAUUCAUAUUGAACCCUUUUUAUUGUAUACAAAAUUAAACAAGCAGGAUUGAUUGUCAUUUUAAUGCCUGAAACGUGUGAGAAGGCAGGUAUUGGUAGAGCAGUUAAGAAAAGGCCAAAUGUUUACAUUUUUGACAUUCAGUUUCCAAAAUAAAAUGAUACCCAUGACUGUCAGAAGUCUGCAGGAUGAGAUUUUUUUAUUAGGAUGUAUGACAAAAGCGUGUAAAGGACAAGAAUGCAAUAACUGUGUUGUCCACAGGGAGCACCAAAGUUGACACAAACCAAGAACUACAGUAAUGACAUUAUAGGAAGUACAACUGGCAGUGGUAUUUAAGGGUAGUUUUUGCAACACUGACUCAGAGAUAAUUAGAUAACCCAGCCUUUGGCAACAAUGUCAAGGUAAAACUUGCUCGCUAGGGACAGAAACCUCGAGCAGGACUGGUAUGCUGAAAAGUCAUCUGUCGUGAAAGUGAAAAAAAGAUGAUGCAGGGAAAAAAAGAUGAGUAGAGACUAACAAAACAACAACUACAACAGAUAAUACAGACUCUAAACUGUAUUAUUUUAAAAUCUGUAUUAUCAGAAAGAACAUCAGAGUAAAGAUUAGAAUUUAGAUGUAAUAGUUUUUGCCUCUAGCAUAGUUUGGCAGCACUUGUGUCCAAUUGGACAUGAUACAGUUUGUGGCCCCGAAUCAUACUUUCCCUUUCUAUCUAGAGCCUUGCUGAUAUGUGGCUUUGAACAUAAAAAAAUGUGUAUAAAAACAAAAAAUUUGAAUAAAGACUUUGCAUCUCAACAUGUGUUGAUACACCUCUGGAAAAUAUUUCCAACCCCCAGAGGAGCCCCUGACCUUACUUUGAAUUAUGCAUGUAUUGAGACACUAUAUUACCAUUCCAGAGACAUCCUCAUGCUGAAUGUAUUUCCGUGAUUCGAAUACCAGUUCUGUCAGUAAUUGCCAGGCAUAAUGGUUGUAGAUUGGGAAUCAAUAAUGCGCUCUGGAGUCAGUGUCACUGGUGACCUUUGCAUGCGCUCAGAGGAACCUCAGCCAAUGACAUUUUAGGCUUAGGGGUCCCCGUGGAGAAGCGCUCAUCAGGCAGUGUGUAAAUGACACUCUUGGCAACCUGUGUGUGUUUCUGAAUAGUGCUCAGCCUGGCAGAACAUAAAGAUGCACCAAAGCAGACUGGUGUAUGUUAGGGGAUUUGCAUUGGACAUAGCUGCUCGGAUCCAGAGCUAAAGGGUUGAAGACAGGUUGCAGAGACAUGCAGAUAUAAUGCAGUUGUUGGGUAUGCAAACCUGCUUUUUGAGCCCUAAUGAGCUGAAACAUCUGUCUGCCCUGGGUAUAAUAUGACCCCUCCAGCACCUCUCUAUCCAGUCCAAUGGUCUGGAUGGUAGAAGGACCCCUUAGUCUGAUCCCACUUUAUUUGGCACAGUUUCCUCUCCCGGCCUGAAGGUGCCCUCCUUCUUUGAGUAAUGUCCAAGGGAGUAGGCUUAGUCAUCCUCAGUUAAUGUGGACACACACACACACACACACACACACACACAAGUGUUAGGACCAUCUGCCAGCUCCCCUCAGGGUACCAGCCAGGUGCCGGCCAUGCUCUCACCCUUGCUAUGCCACAACAGCACAACAUGCUGGGACGAGCCGUGCCGUGCCAACUGUUGAUUAUAACAUCCUCUCUUUCCCCACCCAGAGACUCAUCAUGAACCCAGGGAAACGCUCGGCUUUAUAUAGAUUUUCAGGAAACUAGAGACGGAGAUUGUGUGUUUUUAAAUUUUGAUGAACGCAGAUAAUUUCCCUGAAGCCACGUCUUUGAGUCUUUGUUGUGCGUUGCUGUGAUCCUCCUCUGUGUUUGCUGCAGGUCUCUCAGGUUGUUUCCCUUGAGAUGCAGCCUGUGUGGAAGCACAGCGUUCGGUCUCUUGGAGGAGACUGUGCUUCACUGUUUGCUGGAGCUGAGACAAAAGCUUAACACGCAACAGGGAGGAAAUGUGUAAUUCAGCUCACGCUGAAUCAGGAUUGUACACCGUUUUAUAUGUGCCCCAAAUCUUUCAAAACUGAGUAUUUCUACAGGAAUAUCUGUGUAUUUUCUGUGUAUGCAAAUUACUCAUUUAUCUUCGUGGCUCUUCCUCCAGGAGCUGAAAGUAUAAGUAGAAAAGCUCCCUCGAAAGAUGAGAGAGGAACUUAAAUGCUAAUAAUUCUCUAUCUUCUACAUGUGCAAACGUAUGACAUGUAUUUUCAUGAAAACAGCUUUACUGUGUGUCUUGUUGGACUGUUAGAGAUAGAUACAGGAGAAGUGUGGAUGGUUGAUUUUCUCUCCACACACUUCAACACUUAGUUGUCAACACUUAUUGAGUCGGCGCUGAGUCCUGUCACCACCUGUCAAAACAGUCUGAUAUCACUUCAGAUUGUCAAUGAUAGUUUCUUCUGACACUGAUAUUUAUCCUUUAUGAGGGGAUUAGUGGAGAGAUUAAACUGGAUUAGUGGAACCAGCCUUGUUAGCAGCAGUUAUGAGUCUCUUUCCUUUACCCUUCUAUUCAAAUUAGAUUGAUUAAUUGGAUGAAACCACAUACUCUGGCUUUAUGAUACUCAUUUCUAUCAGUUGAGAUAUAGCAGAUUUAAUCGAUGUUAUUCCCUACAUGAAACCACUUGGAUUUAUUCUACUAUAACAAACAAAGAGACAGUUUCCCUGAAAUGUCCCUUACACAGCUAGUCUCCGGCCUCAGGCUGCACUUCUUAGCUCACUUACUAACAAACUAUGUGCACCACUUACCUGAAGAGAAGAGGGCACUAAACAGACUUUAUUGCUCUUUAAUAUUGCUUUUCAACAUUUUAAUCUUAAUGCAGUCUCUUUUUAUUGGAUUUCAGAAAAGUACUGUUUAAUAGCCCCCGGGAGUAAAGGAGCAAUCUUGGUUGAGAUGUGUCUCACUGCCCAUAAGACUGUCUGUCUCUCCUGUUUGGCUCCUUUAUGAGGACAGAUUCAUUGGCAAGCUGUGGCCACAUGAUAUUAAUAGAUCUUGCAGGAUGGCUCUCCUGUGUGUUAGGCUCAUAAGUGUUAUGUUCAUGAAUGAAUCCCCAAAAAGAUAUUUACUCAGACUGUCAUAAUUAAUCAAAUUAAAGGGAUAUUCCGACGUAAAAUUAAUUAAUAUGGUGAUUAUUACUUCAAGGAAAUGAUAAAGUAAUGAUCAUAAAUGUUCUUCCUUGAGCUGCGUCACCCCACUGUAAUCCGUAAUGGACUGGCCCGAGGUCUCGCUACAAACAAGCAGCUGCUGGAGGAGAGUGGGUUAGUUGUGUUUAGUAUCUUUGGUAAAGAAAUUUGGUAAAAUUAAAAAUGAAGUUGACGAAGUUAGGUGCUUUUCUGAGCAUUAUUUGUGGCUAUAGAGAGGCAUUUUGGUUGAGGUUAGUUUAUAGCUCCUCAGACCGCUGUGUAUUACUAUCAUGCAGUCGUUACUAAAGUUGGUAUAACUAGAGAUCAACAUUCAUCUCUCGAGGGUGUGUCUAACUCAGCGUUAUGAUGUGUUUGACCCUAAAUUUAUUUUAUGCCGGAAUAUCCCUUUAAUGCUGAUCUUAACAGAGUUUAUCCCAUUCGGCUCCCUCCUUCAAUAAGAAGUCUGAACUUCUUAAUGUCGCAUCAAAACUCAGUGUUGUUUUCAAGGUCACAACGUAUAGAGGGGCUCUUCAUGCAUAAUGUAUACAAUAUAACAUUCAUAGCUAAUUAGCACCAACAGGAGAGGAUGCCCCCUGAUUUCCCCUGAUUUUACUCUCAUUUGCAUAAAUAUAAUGGGGCACAAGAGAGUGCGAAGCCCAGCGUCUGUCCCCCCUGAGGGGAGGAGGAGAGGUGUGACUGAGAUCUGGGUUCACAAGUGAUAAUUGUUGCAGAGCUGUUAUUCUGACGCCUGGACCAUAAACUAGACAGUGUGGAGCAAACAAAAGAGACAAAUGCACUUUGAACCUGAGACCGACUCAAUGAGGAGAUGAGGCGCAGAGCACUCUCUGCUCAUGUUCUUAAGUGUGGAGUUAAUGGGUGAGGUCUGAAUGAAUAUGUGUUUUAUAGGGAUGUAUGAGUAGAUAUUGAUUGGAGUUAUAUGCUGAUGAGAUCAAACAUCAUUGAUACGUCUCUCUGUACAAACUCAAAAAGGUUUUGAUAGAAGACUCUUUAACGGCCCUGUUACCUGAAACUGCGAAACAUAAAAGAGAACGGACUAAUGGUGGUGAUUUGGGGGUUAGGGGGUUGGGGUUGCAGUUUGAGGGAGCGGUGAUACAUUAUUCACAGGGGUGGGGGCCUUAAGUGCCAAAUUAAUUUGUUUUUUCUCUCCGGAUGGUUGGCAGAAUAAAUGGGGGCUGUCAGUCGUGCAGUAAAGUGCCGUGCAUUCAUUUAGACAAGUGUUAUUGCUGCGCUGGAGCAAUAGCGCUUUUUAGUGGAGCAGACCAGCCGGGUGGGUGGAAGCUGAGCAAUUAUCUCCAGUUCCUGUGAUGGCAAUGAUUGCUGAAACAGGCGAGUGGUCCCAGAGCACAGCAGGUGUGACUGUCAGGCUGCAGGUUGGUGGGCUAGCCGCUGGAUGUGAGUGCACAUGAGCAGAUUGGAUUGGUGACACUGAAGAGACUAGUCUAGUGUGUUUUUUUUUUUUUUUUUUUUUGUUGAUUUUCUUUUUUUUAACAAAAUCUCUCCAAUGGUAGUUUGUGCAGAUCAAAAUAAUCACAUUCAAAAAUCAUUAAAUUUAUUUGUUGCGUUUGAAAACCAAAAAACUACAGAGAUAUGAGAAACCUUAAAUGUCAGCCCCCCAAUCUCAUCUUGUAGCUUUAUCACGGUCGAUAGCGUGUGCAUGUUUUAUUUUCAGUUUUCCUCGUUUCAAAUCUCUGUAUAAUAACCUUAAAAAACAGGUUAGUGUCAACAGACAUGGCGUGGCGCUGAUUAAAGCAGACCAAACAGAUGUUUCCUUUUUUUUCUUCUCCUUUUUCCCAACCGUUCCCUCUAAGCGACUCUGACAACGUACAAAUGCAGAAACACAGGCGUCUGCUGUUUUUCAAAGCAUCGGCCAAAUGUGAAAUGAAUACUAAUGUCACCGGACCGUAUUUAUCAGUGUGACAUUCAAAGGAGCUAAAUGCUCUGCUUUUUCUCUGUGAUUCAGAGGAAACUUUGAAACAUGCACGACUUUCAGUAAUGUGAGUCAGAUAGUGGAUAUGACAGAUGUUGGCUGAGAGAUAGGACUCCUAUUGAUGCUCUCACACACAGCUUGACUGACACAGACAUUUCCACUGCUGGUUCUUUUGCUCGUUCUGAAUCCCUGCAGUGACUCAACUUUUGCUGACAGACAGAUGCCUCUAAAAACUUUUACAUUAAAGCUAUUUAACCUCUUGUAUGCACACAGAUGGAGGGUGCAGUAUGAUGAACUAAACACCCCCUUCAAAUCUUUCCGUUUCCUCUUCAGUUGGUAAUUCUGUGGAGUAAAAAUCAAAACACAGCUACAUGACUUUAUCCCUAAAAUCACACCACCUGACAGAGCUAGAUCAGAUCCACUCCACUCCUCCUCAUACUGUCAUGUGCCGAGGACACUGUUUGAGAUGAUCAACACUCACUUGGCUGACUAAUGAGCUGGAUUCAGAGAGGGCAAAGGGUUGGGUUUGAACGUCUUUGUCAGACAGGCUUGCAGCCCCCUCCCUUUUUGCUGCAUUGUCUCCCAGGGGAGGCCUCACAGACUGCCUAAUUGAAUCAAGUGCACAUGGUGCCUCCCCCUUCACUGCUCGAGCCCCUCCCCGUUACGAGAGGAGUGAGGAGGAGAGCUCCAGCUUUUGAUGCUUUUGUUCUCUCCAGCACCAUGGACAGCGCCAAGGGGGCUCCAUUGCAACUGGUUGCCUACUGCUGCUGGAUGGAGAGGGACAUCAUCAUCACUACAGCUGUCUAACCUCCCGUGCCGAGGCAGAAAAUUGGCGUGUUAGACUCCACAACACCAUAAAUUACCAGUACAAGCUUCUGAAAACUGGGAGCCAGCCCAACCAGAGAAAUCGAAAGGUUCAAUAGCCUGUUAAAUCUGUAUUUGAUAGAACAGGGAGGAACAGGAUAAUUCAAGUGUCAGUGUGCGGGAGGCUCAGACGAGCAGAACAAAUAUAUGUAAGUCAGACAGAGACAGCGCUGCGUGUGUGACCACGCAUAGUUUAUACCGAGUAUUUCCUCUGUGACAGUCUUACUCAAACACACACAGGCCCCAUGUCCCCGACGUUCACUGCAGGUCAGCACCCUCAUUUCAGAAAGACAGAUUGGAGCUGUGCUUGGAGAAAAAGUCUGCUUUCAGAUUGGCUCCAGAUGCCAGGUUAAUGAAGGGUUCGUUUGGAGCCAACAUUCAGAUUGUGAGAUGCAGAGCAGAGUCUGCAGAGACUCUCUGUCUCUGAGAUGUACUGCGUGCUGCUGCUUCAUCCUGCUGGCUAAUCUGAUUUUUGUAAAUGUCAAACUGUGUGUUUAUUUACACAAAAUGUGUUUCCUGUGCUCUGCUUUUCAUUGUUACUUCGUUUUGUUGCCUUUUAAAGGGCGUGGAAAGAUUACGGUAUUUUCUGUGUCGGUUUGACUUUGAGGAAUUUCUCCUUUUUGUGUUUCAGGACUAUCAGUUUCUGUUGAAGUAUUUUACCGACUAAACAGCAAAAGGUCAAACUAUAUGUGUAGUUUAUUUGUUGGACAUUUGCUGUUUUCCAUUUACCAUUUGUAAAUUGUCAAACUUUUCUAGUUAAAAUAAGAAAAAGCUGUGCUGCAGAAUUGGAUGUGAAAUAUCCUCAUCAGUAUUUUACCACUAUCCUUCUGUAGCCAGUAACACAAUCAUGAGGUCAUGCCCGGAAAGCACUAUAGCAAUGAACAUGGGUCAGAUAUGUCUAAGAGGCUAAAAUGUAAUUGUGGGGAACAGCUGGAUUAGUCCAGGCGAUGUAUAUCCGCCUCUAAUGAUAUUAAAAAAGGAGUCUGGAGAAUACCUUCCAGCACACAGCUCUCAUUUUGAUGAGCUAAAGAAAGACUUGAGAGAGUUAGUUUCAAUCACAGGAUCCAGGCUCUGUCUGUCUGUCUGUCUGCUGGACAGCAAAUGCCAGAUCAGGCUCUGUUUGUCUUCAAUUCCAAUCACGUCAAAGUUGCAUCAACACUACAACUAAUCUGGGGUUAUUUUGUCCUAAUGACAUUUGAAUUGCUUUAACGUCAGUAUCUAAAAUGUCAGGGGUCGUUUGUAGAUUUUGUGAUUGUGUUAAGUUUUUGAAUCUCUUUUGACUUAAAAAUAAAACCUCCCAAAGUCCCUCCCAUCUCCAGAAGGAGGGGUCCUUCACUCAAGUAGCCCCUCCUGCAGGGAUGAGCACCACACCCAGCCCUGCCCGGCGUCUACAUGUCCUGCUGCUCCACUCUUAAAGCCCAAAUUGUAUCCUAUGAACAUGGAAAUUUAUGAAUACGACAGAUCAGGUGACACGUCUCUGUUCCUCACAGGCGUUUGUGUUCCCUUUGUUGGAUUUAUAGUGGUAGAGUUGUGUUUUAAACUACACACCGGCUGUAAAUCUACACAGGCUUUCAAAGGACUUUUGACUGAGUCCUGAUCAAUAUCCACUCUAAGUACAAAUUUCAAAUUCAUCAAGCCUCCUUAUAUGGUAUUGAUUUUGUGCAAUGGCUUUCCUGAAAAGAAUCUGAUUACUUUUUUCUCCAUCAGUCUGAACAAACAGAGGCUAGAGCUGCAGACGAGAUGGUUUAUGUAUUUAUUUUGCCUUUUUAAUGAUAUAUGACAAAGAAACGUGUAGGCUUAGGUACAAUCUAGAGAAGUAGAGAGGACAGUGUUUUUGAUGGUCAAAUUGAUCAGCAAGCGUCAUCACCACAGUGUGUAUUCAAUAAUAAUUGUGAAUAAUCAGGACUCUUGUUCUCCCUGCAGGCAGGACCCUGGGUUCAGAUGCUCCAUAAUGUAUGCAGUUUUCUCCAGCGGAGCAGCGGUGUACAGUAAUUUCUGAGUCUCCCGCCGACGGGCAUUGUUGUGGUUUCUCGAGUGUUUCAGACACGCAUAAGGGAAAUGGUCCUGAAUAGUAAUGGCUUUGCAGACACUUUCCACAUAUUGCAGCUGUGUGCAUUUAACACACAGUAGACAGGGGAUCCUGUUACAGCGACAGUCCGCACUCAGAGGUUUGUGUGGCUCUAUCAGCUGAUGGGAGAUCUGAUGGGGCCACAGUGACAUCUAGUGGCUUGAUAUCGCAACUCUGAGGUGUGUCGUUUGAAAAUAAGAAAUUAAAAAAUUGUUUCUAAGUAAAAAAAUAUAUAUAUAUAAAUAAAUGCGUCAGAGCUGUUUGUUGUAUCUGCUUUACCUGAGACUCUGCAUGGGAGAGAAAUGCUGUUUUCUUUCUUCGUCUUCAGCCUUGACUGUCUGGUGUUUCCUUCUCCACAUCAGCACCUUUCUCCAGCUCUACAGUGAUUUUCUAUGUCUGUGUCGCUUCUGCUCAGGAAUGCAGACAGAUUAAUUUUCCAUUGUGAGGUUUUUUCUGAGAAAGAGAAGACAUUGUGUAGAUAAUGUGAUCAACAAGGCCAACAGGCAUCAGGAGCUGUUCGGUAUGCAUAAGUCCUGGACUGAAAAGCGAUGAGAUGCAGAACGGCCUUGAUGGAGACAAAAACAGGAAGAAAGGCGAUAGAGCGAGCCAGGCGUGUGUGGGAGGGGAGGAGCGUGGAUGUGGGUGGUGCAGUCUGAGUCUAAAUAGAAGAGUUGUGAGUGUUGAGGACCUUGAACACUGAGGGUCAUCAUGAGCCAAGGUUCUGAUGGCUGUUAUGAAGAAGAGCCCUAAGCACAUGUUCAGUCAAUUGAACAUGAAAACAGCAGUGAAACAUUUUUAUCAGUGAUUCUAAUUCAUCAUGUGACACCAAAACACAAGAGAAAACAUCAAACUUGCCUCUGAGGCAUUUCCCCAGGAACUGUGUAGACAAAACACAACAUAAAACCCUGCAUCAUUAAGACAGCACUAUCCAUGCUUAUUUACUGCUAAUUCCCCACUUGUUUACCUCGCUCUCCUGUUGUUCCCUGAUAAGGACUGAGUGGGGAUGCAGGGAGCUCCUUGGCUUCUGUCUGGUGUUGCAGGUUGGGCUAGGCUGCUCUGUUUGAAGUGGUGCACAGAGCCCUGUAUCUGUGCUCUGCAGCUGGAACAGACGGUGUAAAGCUAUUCUGUUAUUCCCGCCUCAGCUAAAUGUGUAACCUCACAAUCACCUCUGAAUAAAGACACACUGCCGCUGCUGCCGCUGCUUCACAAUGAAGCUGUUCCACCGAUGUCGGCUAUUGUCUGGCUUGUCUUGUAUCAGCUUUACCCCAAGUUAAUAGGCAAUCAUCUGUCCAUCUCUACGUGGCUGGUCAUCAUGCUACCCUGCUGAAUAGCACAUCCUGGUCAAUUAAGAUCAUACCAUUGUCCCUCACAUAAAGGGGUUGGAGGGUGGACUUCUCUUUCUGUGUUCUUAUCUGAUUUUAGAAAUGUAAAUGAUGUGCCUUGAAUGCGCAGUAUCCCGUUAGCCAGCCAUGCCUUUGCCCUCCAUGGUCGAUAUGGAGCUAAUGUAAGUCUUUAACCCUCUGAUGGACCUCUGGCUAAUGCCAUUAAUUCCUCACUACAAAUGACAAAUAGACUUUUUCAAGGCUGAAUGGAAGCUAUGAGUGAUAAAUGUAAACCAAACAGCACUCUGAAGCCAUCCUACCCCUCAGUAAUGCGCACACCAGCACGGGAACAAUUUAUGUGGUCAUCAUUUGGCUCCAUUGACCCUUUCUUGAACAGCAGCUGCUCUACUGCCCUCGUUCAUUCCAGGAGAGUGAAGAUGCAGGCCGAGUGCUCUCGAGAUGUCUAUAUCCUGACAGGAUCUUGGGUGGAAGCUUUGUAAUCUGACUAUGGUGACCUCAGACUCGUGUUUUCGGGAAGAGGUGUGCGACUGGGGUGUUGACAUCAUUGCGUCACUUGUCAGCCCACUGAUGUUAAUUCAAUCCCACUGACAGUCCUGCCAAAACAGGAAUGAUGAAUUACAGAGGAGGCACACCCACUGCUCCCUCAUCCAUCUUCAUGGCCUUUUCACAGCUUCAGACACAACGUGCUGUGGUUUUAAUUUUUAGUUUGUAUGUUUAAUUCAUUUGGAAAGCUUUGUUUUUGGCCUUGUACUCACUCCCUCGUCUGUUUGAAUAGAUGGGACAUAGCUCAUUUUUACUUCGACAGUUUUUGUCACUUAAAAGAUCUCACUGUCCAUGUUUUUAUGUAGUUAAUGGUUUUGACCAGACGAUCACCUUUCAAUAUAGUUUUAAUUUUAAUACAGUAAUUUGCUGUUUUACAGUAUAAAGUAAAAUAAAAGUUUCUCCCUUUUUGUUCCUGAUUCUCAUUUUUAAACAUAUCUCCUUUCUCUUUUAGGGUGCCUUUUGGGCUCAAGCAACAUUAGUUUUUUUAUGUUUCUCUGAACUAUUCAACAGAGUGCUCGCGUCUAAAUGUCAGUUGUUGUGUUAGUCAUUAAGCCUGGGUUGUAUAGCAUUUUGUAAAGGUCAGGCUGAGCCGGCAGGGAAAAGCAGUCACUGAUACUUGCUGUGCUGUGACUGACUGUGAGAACGGACCAGCCUGCUGCUGCUGCUGGAGGGACUAGAUUACUUCACUGUCCCCACAGGCUCAUCAUACCUCAUUUCUGUUUGCUUAGGAUUUAACAGGAAAUAAUAGAUUAAGGUCCUCCAGUUAGGAUUUUGUAACCCCUACAUUCAUUAUACGACUUUUCGGUGGACUACAAACUCUAGAUUAGGCACUAUUUGCCUGUACUACCAGUAAAUAAGUUGCUAUCUCUACCCCUCAAACUGAUCUUUUUAGGUUAUUCAGUAAAAGUAAGCUCCUGUGAGGUGUUUUUGAUUGGUUUUUGGUUGCUUCUUCAUGACAUACAAAGGCAAAUGAGAGCAUUUAUGACAUCAAUUGACUAUUUCUGUAUUGUGAUUAUUAACACCUAUAACCAAACAGACUAAACAACAGUUAAGUAUUAGAGGCUAUCAGGAGUUUCAUUGUCAUUAGAAUUAAAGAAACAGUCAAUCAUUAAAAUCUAUCACAAGUAAAACUGAAAAUAUAAGAUGUGAAACAAAUAGUACUACUCCAAUAUGUUAUUUAUCAAAUGUGUGAUUGAAUCUGGAGGUUGUAUUUCUCUGUCUCGUGUCUUUCCUGUCACUACGCUCAGGGCUUAACCUGCUUUUACGUGCUUGCUCUGUUUGUUUAUGGAGCGCUGUGGUUUCAUGGCAGCAUAACCGUAAUUGACAGACGUUGAUUUACUGAUAAUCCUUGGCUCUGCUCUCGCUGUGGACCUCGAGAAGUGCGGGUUUGGCUGUCAGCCUCACAUGUCCUUGAGUCAAAGCUGCGUGCUGCCCUUGACAGACACACACACUCACACUCACACAUACACCUCUGUGUCCCUUUGUGUCCCUGUUCGCUCUCCCUCCCUCUUUUCCUCUCUCCUUCUCCCUCUCUCUCUCUGCCUUUAUUACCACAUUUUAAAAAACCUUUAUACCCUUACUGGCUCACUGCAGAUGGGAUUUUAUUUUGCUGACAGGGCAGAGAUACAGUAUGAUUACAUACGAAGCAAAUAUCAUUUUCUAAGUGGAAAUCCUGUAAUUGAUUUGUUUUUUUUAACCAGUAGACACAUUCAGUUCACCAACAGAUAGUGAAAUUGCAAUUCUUCAAUACUUCAGUAAUUGUUGGGGACAUAAAACAGGUUAAAAUUGCCAUUUAACUUAAUUAGAUUUCACAUAGACAUUGAUCCAAUUCGAGCUCUUAUUUUUAUAUGUGUGUAGAUUAUAAAACAAAAUUUUGCACAUCAGGCAAUCUAACAAUGUACACUUUCGUAUUUCAUGUAACAUACUGUCUUUAAUCCAAUUAAUUGUGGGUAAUUCAUGAGCAUGUUUUAUAUGGUAUCAGUGUGAAACUAUUAUAAAAUGUAUAAAACAUUUUUGUCUUAAAUUUUUGAAAUUUAAAACAAAUUUUUUAAGCAAUUUCUAGAUUUCAAUUUUGAUGAGCAACUUUGUGUAGAUUACCUGGCAAAUUAAGAUUAUAAGCCAUGCCAUCCACUCCUAUAUUCUCUUCUGUAUAUGUGAUAUUGAGAGUGAUCUAAAGUGUCAGCAGAACUCAGUGGCUUUUGUGUCCUUCCUUUAAACCCAUUAUUUCUUGAUUAUUAGUGUCUCCACAGCAGCAGCAGCAGCACAGACAUGAAAGUAGAAAUAGCAGCUCUGGAUUCCUGUGCUGAAGGGUGACCAGCCGUACAAACCUCCACUUUCGCAUUCUUAAAAGUUUCCCCCUUUUUUUUCCUUGUCGGUGUCCCUCAGUUUUCCAACACCCCAUUGACAUCUUUGUCCAUUAGCCUGUUACAAGUAUUUCCACUUGUCAUGUGUAGAUGGGGCAUGAAAGGUUUGAGGAGGAUGGUGCUUUUAGGAAGGACAGACAGAGAGGGUGCUAAGGUCAAAAGUGGAGGAAAUAGUGAAGCGAGUCAGAUGAAGGAUUCAAGGAAAGAAAUAAAAGGUGAAAGACAGAAGAGGUGGUAUGUGUGGAUGAGGAGAAAAGCUCCGGGGAGCUGCCUGGCUCUGGCAGUCUAAUUGAAGCUGUGUGUGGCUGCAGACCCAGAGCUGUCACUCCAAUGAAGAGCCCCUUUGCUGCAUUUUGCGGGCUGUGUGCUGAAUUCUGAUGACGUUACAGAAACCUCGGGCCACAGAUUGACUCUGUGUCACUGAGGACCCCAACCCCCAUUACCUGCAUGGGGGGGAUGCUGCAUACCUCCUUGUCCUCUUGGGCUAUCUGCAGAUUAUAUGUAACAGGGUCAGAGGCAUUAUGCGCAUGAGCCGACUAGGAUGCACAACAUGUGACAAUAAAUUAUUUUCUUGAGAGGGUGUUGCAAAUUUGUCAGGCCAUCUCAUGCAUGAUAAUGUGAUAUUAGAAUCUGCGGGAAGUGUUCUCACUUGUACAUGCUUUCCCUUGUUGGAUUAGAAAAAGAUUAUGUCUUCUAGCAGAGCACAUAGCUGCAAGCAUCCAAUGAAUUAUUUAUCGUGAGUUUAAGCAGCCAGUUAUGAAAAUAUUUAUCUAAAAACUGAACAGAGAUGGAUUUUUAAAUGAGAAGCUGUAACUGUGAUACUCGUGCAUAUUGUUGGUACAACAUGAAUUUUAUUAAUGUUUUUCUGAGUUUUUGCCACUUUUGAUUUGUGGUUCUGCAUAUUGACUCUAACCAGAUUCACACAUGUCCACAUGUGAAUUAAUUAAAUUUGUUUAAUCGCUGAGAGUGGUGAAAUUUCAGUGUGCUGCACUUGACACUGUUGAUUAUAAUAAACUUCCUGAGUGACUGAAAACAAGACUUUCCUGUACAGCAAUCACCUGGUGAAAACCUCACCUAAAGGACAGAGACAACUUGGUGUCUACUGAUAGCCUUACAUCUGUGGAGUUCCCCAAGGCUCGAUCUAGGGGCUUCUUCUGUUUAACGUUUUAUGUUCUUGGGGAUGCUACAGUCCUCAAUGAAAUAUUGAACUGUUUAUCCAUGGUUCAGUAUACAUACUGCCCUGAACAGCUCAGUGAGUGGAAACAAAACUGGUUAAGUUUUUUUCAAUGUAUUUGUCUUCAGCUGACUUAAAAGAGGUCUUAAAAUUUUAGACAGCUACACCUGAUUCAAAUUUUGGCGGCUUAAGUUCUCAUAAAGACCAAGUAAACUACAUCACCUCAGGUCUGGGGUCUGAACACUAGCUCCCUAUUUGUCAAAGAACAGGUCUUUAAAACACUAGUUGAUAGAGCACUGAAUGGUUUAAGACCAAAAUACAUUCGUGAUUUUAACCCUGAUCCUAUUUUUAAAAUACUGUUUGAGUCAAAAUGUGCCAUGAAGUUAUGUGACAAUACCGUUUAAAGUAGCCUGCUGGCUCAGAGUAUCACCGUAAAAUUUUAUAUUCAAGACAGGUAUAUAAAAGACGAUAAGAUAUAAAGAAUGGCAAAAAUGUGUUGUUUUUUUACCAUGUUUAUGUACAGUUACUUAAAAAAAUCUUGCUUUUUAGUUUUGAUCUAUUGUUCUUGUCCUUCCUUUCAGUCAAACACACACACACACACCUGUAGGGCCCCAUUGUAAAGAUCCCUGUCAAGAGCUGCUGCACUGGUUCCCUGUUAGGGGCUGGUGACAGCAGAGGGUGAAGUCAAAAAUCAAAUAACCUACUUUUAUGAUGAGAUAGCUGUCACGAGUGCACAUAAAUAACAUGUUUUUAUGGUUGGUCUGCUUUUUGUAAAAAUGACUUUUAUAUUAUAACAUUUUUAGUUUUGGGCUCCCUUUACAAUCUUUUGGCUAUUCUUCAUGUGUGUCUAAGUGAUUAAAUUUCACAAGCCGAACAUGACACUGAUAAAACUUAAUAUUCAGUCCAAAUUUGGUGUGUUUCUGAGCUUAUUUUUAGAGAUACGUGUGAUUAAACAGAGGCUGUCCCUUUUGGACACGCCUUUAUAUGAGCUAUUUUCAGUUUUUGGUAAUAUUCAAAAGACAACUCAAAAAAGUAAUUUUGCAGUAAAAUCUUUUUACACAACCAUCCAUUUUGUUGACUAGACAUGCUGAAGUUGUGGAAAACAUGGUUGUUUUGUUCUACCAUGGAAAGGUGUAUCUCAAAUUCUCAGUUCCUCUACUAUAAACUUGUAAUUAAGAAAUGAAACUUAGCGUUAACAACCUCACAAAACAUAAAAACACUGCCCGCUAAAAUAACAACGCAAAGGGUGGGGCUGGAGAGAAAGAGAAGGAUCAAGUAUAUGUUGCAAUAACAUGAGUUUUUCCUCCCCUCCCCCAUUUUUUUUCAUUUAGUGUUGAUGAGAUCUUCUGCCAUUAAUGACUGUCUAUACCAAUCCUCACUGCUAAUGAGAUACACAAAAGGACAGGUAUUGAUCUGUGCUAUUGACGGGUACAAAGUGAUUAGCAUGAAAAUGUGUAUUGACAUGUUUAGUCGAAUAAAACUUUGAAUGUUUUCUUUAUCUGGAACAUUUGAAUCACAGCUGCUCAGUUAUGAAGGACAUUAAACUCUAAAACAGAUAUUAAAACCCUUUUAUUUCCUCUGCGGUCAGGCUGCUAAAUGCACACAUGACAAAGUUAUCUUUUUGACUUGAAUGCUCGUUUGAUUUUGCCAGUUUUGAUAUGUAGGUUUUCAGUAUGCUUCGUUUUUAUUCAACCCUUCUGUCAAAGAUAAAACACAUUUUUCCCAGUGUCUUUGAUUUGACAUUAAGCUCUUGCUGAGUUGAGUGAAGCUGGGAAUAAAUACUCAGAGGGAGCCACAGGUGCUGCACAGCUUGUCAUGUAGAAAUCAUUAGUCAGUCACCAUCACCCUGCUUAUCCAGGCUCAGACAGAAAUCAUGUGGGGGCUGGUAUUUACUGAGCAGGAACCUCCUUUUGAUUCCAUUGAUUUUGUUCACGCUGUUUUCAGGCAUAAACACAAGCUCCAGUUUUGUUUUCAAUAUGCAAUGACUGAAAGAAGCAAAAUGGUAUCUGGAGAAUUCAGAUAUUCUACUUGGGUAGGAGAUGCAACACAACACUGCAGAAUUGCUCCAUGAAGAAAUGACUACAAUCAGUGUAGCUGAAGCAUAGACUGAAAAACAUUGUGCUAAAAGUAGUUUUUACUACAUUUUUAUUUUGAUUACUAUAUUGGACUGUACAGAAAUCUCCAUGCCUUGCACAGAAUUGUAAACUAAAGAACUUGCAGACUGUUUGUCUUGGAGAAACUGGCUGUAUUGAAAAAUAUUCAAAUAAAGUAAAUGAAUAUUUUGAAGUAUGUUGUUUUUUAAACGGUCACAUUAAUGUAGAGGAGUAGAUGUAGUAUGAUGUUGGCCUCCAUAUAAAGUGGGGCAGAAAUACACGAGUAUUAAAUGUAAUUGUUAUAUAUAUACAAACUAACCUUGAAUGGUAGUGAGGUAGUCCAUUAGUCUUUUAACCUUGCGACCCACUGCUACAAGAGAGGGACAUACAGAUUUGGAAUUUGUCAGAAAGAGUGUACCAUUGUUUUGCUUUGAUCAGGUUUAAUAUGACAUAUAAUACUUAAGUGUUUAUUACACAAUAGGGUUCAUGCUGGUCCGGAAAGUUGCUAGGGCUUGUGUUGUGGUUACCGGUUGAUUGUUCUUAAAUGAUUUCGACGGCGCUCCAACUUUCACGUCCUCCAUCAUUGCCAUGUUCGCUCCUCAAACAAGGACUGUAUUUUUGUGGGAUGAAGGCCUCAAAAAAGACCAAAUCAUCCAGCACCCAUGAAGCUGUAAAGGUAUGUGUGGGGGUGUUUUUGUGUCGGAGGGAGAAGCUGUAGGUGGAUAAUAGAUAAUGGCUUUAUUUCACGUGAUUACUUUGAACAUGCGCUACCUGGCAACAGCAAUCCACGGCAGUCUACUUUGUAUAUGCAAGGAUCAUCGCUGAAGAGCUGUAGGGUUACUGACUAAGUGCUCUCUUGUUUAGAGUGUUAUAGAUGUAUGCAAAGUGAUGUAACAGCCUUUAUAUUCAAGAGAUGGAGGCGGAAAGGUAGAAUACACACACACACACACACACACACACACACACAAACACACAUCAUUGAGUACUGAGAGUUUAAAGCUACAGUGCGUUAGAACAAAAACUUUUACCUUCUACAAAACCACAACAGGGAGGUAUCAAAUUUCAGGUGGCGUUUGAGGUUAUCCCGCCACAUUGUCAUAAAUUUGAUUUUGAUUGUAUUUUGGGGCAUUUUUAUCAUUACCACAUAUUUUUUUACAUUAUUUUUUUUUUUGAUUUGCAGCAGUAGCAGUUCUCAGCCACCGUAGCUUUUGACUCUGACGACAAUGUGUCUUCUUCAGUUUCAGAAAGAUGGAUACAACCUCCCAUCCCAUGAUGCCUUGUCAAAUAUUCUACCAAUCAACCACGUCAUUGUCAAGGGAGCCAAAACUGAGGGCCAGAGAAAAGCCAAACAGGAACAGAGGAGGAAGCCUGAAGGACCAGAAGCCACACAAACCAAUAAACCCAACAUAAACCACACCUACCAAGUACAUCAUCCACAUAAGCGGUAAUAUCACCACGUACACAAAGCAUGGAUAAAUUGUGAUGGUCAAUAGAUGAGUUACUUUUAUUGAAUGCAUCCAUGCCCUAGGCCUCCCCUGCAUAACUUUGAGGAUGACUCCUGCAUGGCAGAGAUCAGCAGACUUCAAACUAAGGUGAUGAAACCUCACUGACACACACACUCUUAUAGUCACAUGUAGUUGGGGAACAACAACAUGCAAAGACUGGUGUGAGGUGAAACAGAAAAUAGAUCUCUGACUGGUUUAAAUGUAGUGUAGUUGAGUUGCACCUCCGACAGGUGUCUAGGAUCAUGCUGACACCAUUCUUGUCAUUUUUCACUUGGAAAUUUGUGUUUGGUAGAGCUUUCUUUGUUGGCACAGUUCUUCUUGGCAAUAAUUCUUACAUAUACUGUUAGAAAGCCUGUUUACGUUCUUUUUAAAUGGUGCCACAUUUGAAAGAGACAUGCUUUGUGGGAUGAAAUCUUCUUUCAGCUAGUCAUUGUUAGAUAGUACUGUUCUUAUAUUUCUGACACUUAGUGAGACUGUUCACACCCAUCCUGCCUGCAGACCCCCCAGCAGAGACACCAUCUCAUCUUCAGUCAAGAUCGUCACCUUUCCCUGCCCUUUGCAUUAGAUGCUCAAUUUCCCCCUCCUAUCCCAUGGGAGUCACAAUCACACCAUACAAGAUUGGUAUCCCCCAUACUCCCCCUCCUUGAAAUGUAGUGCAACCCCACUCUCAAUCUCCAUCGGGUCUGUCUGUUCAAUACGUCUGUGAAGGACGACAAUAAGCCACAAUACCUAUAUGUCUUAAGCAGAGAAAUGUCUCAAAACGAGGCUCUGAAAUACUUUAAUUUCCGGAGAGCAGCUCUGAUGGAAACUUAGGUCAGCAAGAAUUUUUGACAGGGCAGCAAAAAUGUGACAAAAACAGGAAAGUGUUCAUUUAAUACAUUUUAAAGGAUCUGUUUUGAUAUUGCAAAACACUUUUGUUUGACGAAAGGUUAUUGUAGGGACACAAAUAUGUCAUGUUUUCAGCUUUAAUAUAGAGAACAGACUUUAACAGGGGGAAGGCAGCUUUGAUUGCUCAGUUAGGAUUCCCUACUUUAGGCUCCCAUGAAUGAAGUCAUUCACAGAAUAGGGUAUAACUGUAUUAUUGGUGUAUAAACUGUGUAAAGACCUUAUUAAAUCAAAUCACAGCAACUUCACCCUUGGUGGCAUGAUGUCCUCUUUCUGUCAGUAAUGGCCUGUUUCUCAUGUGCUUGUUCAAACUAGUAGAUAUAAAAUAUUCACAGAGAUACUGAGCCUCAUGUUAUACAGAACAUAUAUGUAUUUGUUGCUGGAGUCAUCUUAGAUCCUGUCGCUGUGAAGCCUAUAGAAAGGUCUUGUUUACUAUAACCUGGAGUUACAACUCUAAAGAGUGGAACUUAAGAGACAUCUGGUGGUCAUCCUGAGAACUGAAAACAGAUUUCAAAGAGUAUUUUCAUAAUCUUUGUCAUCAGUCUACCUGUCGGAAUUAUUAUUGACAAAACUAAGGGUUUCCUUUUAUCAUCUCUACACUCGGCACCAACCUUGAUGGCAUUCCUGACACUCAAAUUCACUAUUCCAAAGUAAAAUAAAGACAUUAAUUUAAGACACAUAUACUACUCAACACUUUGUACUGAAUGUCCCAUUUUCAUUGUUAUUUAAUAUAGUUCCUGAAAUCCCACAUGAGUCUUCUCUUCUGCUGGAUAGUCAUGAUGUUCUGAAUGAAAAGUACAAUUCAUGUUCAAGGUUUGAGUCCACACAAAACCAGCAAACUGCAACCCUAACCUGACCUUGUGGUUUAGUGAUUUAUUUAGAUACAAAUUUAUAUUUACAAAUGUAUGUCAAACAUGCUGAUUUUAGCGCCCUUUCUAUUUUCACAUCUCUUCAUAACAGGAGGUUGAAAACUACCGCUCAGCCAUGAGUAAGAUGGCGGAGGACAUCAUAGUGCUGAGGACACAGGUGGUAACGUUGGAGGCAGUGAACAACCAGCUCCGAAAUGACCUAUCUCUGCACCAGGACCUCAAGAAAGAUCUGCUGGAUGACUCAGACAUUGACUCAAUGACCAAGGCAGAAAUUUCUAAACAUAUAGGUUAGCCACGACAGAGUUUUAUGGAUACUUAAAAUACAUGAUCUGCUAUUUUCUGACUGUCCUAUGGGAGGCUGAAGCUAAACCUUGACAUCUUUUAGUCCACUUUAAGUUUAGCCAUUAAGUGAAAUUGUUUGUGUUCAAUCAUGGCAGGAAGCUGUUGUUGAGCCUUUAUUGCAUAUUAUUGUGACUUUAGGAUGUGUUUUUUCUUUUUUGGCAUAUAAAGCAGUGAUGAGGAAGGCAGCUUGCUAAUCCUUGUAAGUGCCUUUUCCCAGGCAGACAGUGACGUUUUAUGAUAAGACAGCUCAUUUGGGCCACAGACCAUGAUAAGCCGAGCGGGUGGUACAUCCCUUAUCUCCUGAAGGACAGUUUGUGACCCUCAGUGAAAGGAUGUCCCUGGUGGUCUGUCUGCUGGCAGCAAAGUAAAAGAACUGGAUUGAGUCCUGAGGAAAACUCAUUGGAUUUUAAAAAGUUUAACCCUUUCAGUGUGAAAACCUCUAAGAUAACGUGCUUUAUAUUCCAAAUUUGAAAAGGGACGGGAAUGUAGUUUUCUUUUACAGAGGAAAUGUGAUUUUCUCACCUUGUUGAAAAGUUAUUUUUGGUGUUGCAUAUUGCCAGAAAGCAGCCCAUCACCUGUAUUAAUAUGAAGAUUAAUGUCAUAUGUCCCCAUUGUCCUCUCGUUCUUUGAAGCUGCUCUGAAAUUCAAGCUUGCCACUGAGACCAAGACGGUGGCCUCUCAAAGAGACCGGAUCCAGCAGCUGCAGAACGACCUGAUCAAGGUUGGAAAGAACACGUCUCACAUUGCACAAAUUGAGAAUACGCAGGCAGUUUGAUUCAGAGGUCUAUCUUCUGUGUGUGUGUGUGUUGUGCAGAAAAAUGACAGUCAGAAAGAGCUGCUCAAGCUUCAGAGAGUCCACCAGCAGCAGCAUCAGGAUCUGCAGCGUCUCCAGAGUUGUUCAGCAAAGAUGGAGACUCUAGAGGCCACAGUAAAACAGCAGGAAAAGGUCUGCUAUCACUGGUAUCUAAACUUAUAAAAGGGAAUGAUGUUAUAUCCUCUCUACUUUUUUCAUCCCAAUCUUUCAGCUCAUUGAGAAGAUGGAGAAAGCUCUAGAUAAACAGAGUGGUGUGGUGAAAAAGCACAGAGGUAAGAGGACUCACAAUGUUUUUAAAACACAAUUUUAGAAGCUAAGACUUUUCUGCAAUGCUGUGUAGGUGAGACUGACAAAAGGGAGGAAGAGAAGGAGUCGGCCUUGACAGAAGAAAACAGACGGCUCAGAGAAGAGAUGGACAGGAUUCAUCAACACACUGACAUGGUUACAAUGAAGCAGUCAGAACAGGUACUUCAACAUGUUUCGGUCAUCCACACUGUAAAAGUAAAAAGUAUGAUCGAUGCCUUUUAUUUGAGGUUAUGGGUAUUUACUAAAAGAAUAAACACCUUGUGAAGAAACCCCUCUCAUGAAACCCUAAUCCCCCUACUCUCUUACAUAGCAUGUCCACUAGUGUCGUCCAACACCCAUGUAUGAAGUUAAGUGGGGAUAGAUGGCCGCCUUGAACCAGCAUAUCAGUGAGGUUACAACUCCCUUCGCUGGUCUUUCAUCAAGUUGGGCCCGUAUCAUCUCAGGGACACUUAGACUUAGACUCAGACUUGGACUUUCUUUAUUGUCAUUGCACAGAAUAAAACACAGCAGUGAUUCCUCUGUACAACUAAAUGUCGUUGCUCGGCUUCCAUAUCACAGCGUUUCUCCUGUGGUGUUGAAUUUGAUAUAAGAAAAAUAAAGACAAUUAAAACUAAGAGUAAAAUAGCAGCAUGGUGAGUAUUAUUGCACUUUCUGGAGGUAGACAUUUAACACUUUUUUACAGCCCUUGGUGCCACUUCUCUCUAUGCUACCUCUCACCUCCCACUAACACGACAAAAUUGAAAAUUAAAAAAAAAAAAAGCCAAAGCCUGUUAUGGGUAAGGAUAAGACUAUAUGUUCUACCUCCCCCUACUCAUAUAUAUAUUUAGGAGGAAAGAGAGAAAACAGGGGGAAACGUAGGUUGAGAGGUAUUCAGUAAGAAAGAGGGCAGGGAAGGAAAAGUCGGUAAUCAUUAUUUUUUGCUUAAAUUCAGUACUGCAGCUACAUGACUCUCAAGUUUCAUCGUAAUUAUAUGUGCAUUAUGUUCCAUUCAGACAAAAGACACACUGACGCCCGAUGAAAGACUGAUUUUACUUUACAAAGUAAACCAGGCCGAGGCAAGAGCUGAAACACUCCAGGCUCAGGUCAGAUCUGUAGCCCUGUGCUAUUCACUGUACAGUACAAUUUCAUCUUGAAUCACACAUACGUUUUUUUUAAUAAGAGCUUCAUUACAGCUGGAGGAGAGCUCAAAGCAAUGGGGGAGAGAGAAACAAGAAAUGCUGACCAGAUUGAGCGAGCACAGAUACGGCUUUGCACGGACGUCAACAACAAUCUUUCAUAACCACCCAUCAGUGAGUUAUGCACAGUUUUUAUAGGAAACAAAUUUUGAUAUUUCAUUUUAAUAUUGGAAAUAAUUUGACAUGAAAUUAUUCUGCUUCUUACAGACGUCCAUAUCAGCGUCAGCGGGGGAGCAGAAGCCCAUAAAAUGACCUGAUAAUGAAUCAGUGAGCCGCUGACCUUGACUGAACACAUUCACAACCACGCUCUUUGAUUUAUGUACCACUUCACAAGUGUUUAUUGACCAAGUCUUUCAAAUAAACACAUGUUUAAUAAAGUUACACAUCACAGAACAGAUAUUAAGCCACAUAGUUUUAUGAUACAAUAGUGUACAGAUUUCCAUUAUCACUGAAAUAACUCAUGAAGUAAUAUACAGCACAUUUAAUUUCUGUGUUUGCUAAUUGUGGAAUAAGUGAGGUAAUUUGUUAGCACACUUUCCUCUGUGAUGUUUUUUUCUUGGUCUUGAAGCGUGUCUAAGGUUGUGAGAUGUUUUUUGGUGCUGAGUUCACAUUGAGGAUAAUUUUCCCUGAGACUGGGUGUUACCGAUUGGUAUGAAGUGGCCUCAACGUCAAGAUGAUAGGCUUUUCUGGUAAUAGAAUAAGCUCAAAGGUACUCUGCACUUCCACAUGGCGCUGUUUCUCCACUUUGAAGUUCUCAAGCAUCUGCAAAGACAGGAAAAAACGCACACAGUCAAAAUGAAGCUAAAAACACCACAAAAGUACAAGGCAGCGCCUUUGCUUUUUAUGGCAUGUCUCACAUGGAUGAGGAAGAUUUGCAUUUCUGUCUCAGCUAUCCUGCGUCCUAGACACUGGCGAGGGCCGAAACCGAAGCCCAGGCUCCUGAAGUAGUGCGUCUCUGUCCUCAGCCAGCGGGAAGGCUGAUACUGCUCCGGAUGAAAAAACACUUUGGGGUCUCUGCCCAUUGCAUACAGUCCCAACUGUACGAGGGUCUAAAAGUAAACACAUGAAAAGGUGAGCCAUGAACACUUGCCUAAAACAGUUUUCUGGGGCUUAUAAAAAAAAACUUUAGGUAACACUUUACUUGACACCUCUCUCUAUAACACAUUAUAAAUAUAUGUAUAAUGCGUUAUAAUCAUGUUAUAGCACUGUAGUUAUAAACUUAUAUAACUAUAAUUACAAACACGCAUUAAUUAUCGUAAGGCUUUAUAACAAUAAGCAUCACACAUAAUACCUGACCUUGUAAGUCAUGAUAAAAUGCUUUUUAAUGUGUUAUGAUUGUUACUAUAAAGCAUUAUGAUCAUUUAUUAGUGUUAAUAACUAUUGUAACACAGUGCUAUAACCUGAUUAUAAUGCAUUAUAAAUAUAUUUAUAAUGCGUUAAAGAGAUAGGCGUCAAGUAAAAUGUUACCAAACUUAAAUAUAAACCAUCAUGAGACGAUUCAGACUUUAAAAAGCCUCUCACCCCUGAUGGGAUGUGGUAAUUUUGAAUGAUGAUAUCCUCUGCAAUGUAUCUUUGCAAGCUCACUGCAACAGGAUGUAACCUGAGAGAUAAAAAUGAAAAUUCAGUUUUAAAUUGAAGCUUGUUAACUAGGGUGGAUAUGUUACAGAACUGCACAGGAUCAGAAGAGUACAAAACUGCUGAAUUUGAUUUCAACAUAAUUUAGUCUUGGAGCGAUCAUUUUAUCUCUUGGAACAUCAUCUUUUCACCUGAGUGUCUCUUUCAAAGCUCCUUUCACUAGUGGUAUCCGCUUCAACAUCUCCAGCAUGUCUCCUUGACUCUCAGCCCGAGCUGCAGCCACCUCUGCCCUCAGUUCCUCCUGAAGGUUGGGGUGUCUAGCUAAUUCAUACAAUGUCCACAGCAGUGUAAUGGAAGUCUGAAACACAUAAAAGAGGAUUAGGCAGACUGAGGAAAGCAGUGAGAAGGUAUUUCACAUAUUUGAUCUUGAAGUUAGAUUUCUCACUGUAUCUACUCCUCCAGCCAUGAGCUCAGUGAUGCUGGCUUUGAUGUCUUCAAUUGAUAACUUGUCCAGCAUGAGCAGACUAGCAAGGACUCCUGGGUAGUUCCUUGGAGGGCCUGUCUCUUUCUCCUUGCGAAGCUGCCUGUAGAUGUUCUGGAUGCAGCGAUCAGCUAAAAGAAUGUAAAUGACAAUAAGACAUCCACUGAAACUUUUAAGGAACAAAAACCAAGAAAUUUAAGAAACCAGCUAAAAAAAACUCAAUACUAAUUUUAUCGGUCCUACCUUGGUUAAAUAUCCCGUCCCAGGCCUCGACAUGGUCGCGCCAAAUCUUUGAACCCAUCUGCUUCAACAGAGCAGGAGGUAUGUAGAGCAUGGGAGAGGUAGUCUUAAACAUAACGGUGAUGCAGUCAAUGAAAUGUUGGGCUUCAGGGUCAAUGUAGUCCAGCAUCAAACCCAGACGCUCUCCAUAAAGCACUGAACUCACCGCUGUGCAAACACAAGACAUAAACAAACAAUAUAUCAGAGAAAAGCUGCUGUAGUGUACAAAGUUAGUGAGAUAAAUAACUAACACUUGAAGACCAAGUAGAGAUAAACCAUGUCUCACACUCUAGUGCAUAUUUAAAGAGUUCUUGAGAGAGGUCGGUGGUCCAUUUGUUCUGCCCGCUUCGCUCAAUCUUUUUGUGAACUCUAGCCACAAAAUCCUCCCCCACUUCCUCCAGCAGAGGCACAAAGUUUUCCUGCACCUUUGGAGAAAUCACUUCUUUGUUGAGAAUGACACGGUUUGUUCUCCACUCUUCUCCAUUCCUGUGGGAAUAAUGAAUUACUCAAACUAGCAAGACUUUAAAUGAAAUAUUGACUGUAUCACAUCUACACCACAGUACAGUGGGGGUAAUAAUAACAGCACAUACUUGAGUAAAACUCCAUAUUUGCGGUUCCUGUAGUCUCUGUAUGAUGUCCAUGCUUCAACUUUCAGCCUUUUAGGAUAAUGGCCCUCUGCUUUGAACAGGAUUGCGGCAUCUUCAGGAUUGAUGAUAUUUACACUUUCAUAAUAACCUAUUUUUUCUCUGACAUACAGGGUCAGAGUGAGACGAAGUGGGAGGGAGAAAGGAGUGAAAAUCUUUAAUCAGCUUGUUGUUCUUAUAGAGGAUGACCUUGGGGCAUCAGAAAACCUUUUCAUAAAUGAAAAUAUUUUGACAAAAAUAUGUUUGCAAUCGUGACAUGAUUAUCUGUUUUGCCUACUGUUGUGCAUGUUGUUUACCUCAAGGGAAAAAUAGUGCAGCACAGGUCUAUUUUACUUUUCUUCAUACCUGUAAAUGGGUCCAAAAGUGUUGAAGUUCUGCAACAUGAUGCGAUGAAGAUUUUUGAAGCCAUCCAGUUUCCAGAAAUUGUACAGGUUGGCCACCCCAUUUUUCCAAAGUCCAGGAAUCUCAUUGAAAGGUCGAACAAUGCUGCUGCUGCUCUCUGAAAAUGCUUGUCGGAUCACCGGCAUACUGCUGCUGCAGCGCACCCCGGUUGUAGUCAGCUCAUCCGUCCAGGACAGAGGCAGCAUCACAGGGCCGCGGCACACUCUCCAUUUCGCCAUCAUAACAAGAAAAUCACACUUUGCCACUCCAAAACUACUACAAGUACUGUGACUCUUCCAGUGACAACUGGUGCAAUGGAAGGAGGCUGGUCUAAAUAGUCAGCCCCCUGUGUCUUUGCUCAUCAAGGCUGUUCAGCUGAACCCUGCACACUAACAGAAUAAACCACAGAACAGUGUGUUCAGGUCAGGAUACUUACUGAAUAUUUUAAACACUGCAGUAACCUCUCUAUAAAACUUGUUCCUCUGAAACUAGUCAGGCUAUUCUACUGAGCAAUAGACGACUAUUAGAUAUCAAAUUUUAUUUUAGAACUAAUUUCAACCAUCUAGAUUCUGUAUAUUUUCAGAUGGUAAUGUAUUUCAAGCCAUUAUUCGAUGACUAGUAAUUUCAAAAAGCAACUGUGAGUUGCAUAACUGAUCUCCAAGUACUCAACCAAAAUAAUUAUGAUAGCCGUUGAGCAAUAUAGAGUGUAGUAUAGAUAUAGCCCAUAUUUAGACUUGGUCUAAAUUUAGAUGUCUAUAAAUCUUUCAUAUUUAGACCUGUGGUAGCCUGAUUUUAGACCAGUCACCUAGGCAUCAUUCAGACGUCUAUUAGACUUCUUAAAGACCAAAAAAUGCUCAGUGGGAUGCUAAUGACAAAUAAUGGGCUAUUGGCUUGAAAAACAAAUUGCUUUGAUACAUGGAAGAUCAGAAAAAACAUGAUCAAACUUUAGUUCAAAAAUCAUAAUCACUUGAGGGAAAAAAAUGAAGACACAAAUUCUUGAUUUUCUCAGAUUUUAUACCAACAAUGAUUUCACCUCUGUUUAUUCCACUGUAAUGUUUUCACAGCAGUUUUAUCAGUCAGACAUGUCAAUUUAAAACAAAAACAACAUGUUUAAUCAGUUCAGUGCUUAUCAAAGUGAGGAGUUUCCACAAUGAGCCCCGGUAGCUCCUACUUUUUGUAAUGUUAAAUAUAAGAGUCCGAAAAUGAAGCAGAAAUCAAACUUAUAAACCAGACACUGCAUCAAACCAUAACUUUCUAUUCUUUCAAACAGGAUAUACAUGAAAAAACAUGGACUUUACAGUUAAAGGCUUUAAUAAAUACAUUUAAAAAUG